CUCUCCUCCUCGCUGCGCGCUCCCUCGCUAUGCUCCUCCCCGCCGCGCGCUCCCGUGCAGCCUUUGCGCGGGUUAUCCUGUCGGGGUCGCGCUCGUAACUUCUCGCGCGGAAAAAUCUGAGGAGGCCAGCGGGGAGGCGAAGCUGCGCGUGUCGUUAUAAUAUUAGUGUUAUUUUUAUUUUUUUUUUAUUUUUUAUUUCUUCUUCUGACUUUCCGUCCAGUUCGGACCAGCAGCUGUCACGGCAGUCCCUGCACUAUGAGGAGUGAAUAGUUAGCGGCAGGCAGGAAGUGGAGGACAUCCCCCAUAUCGGGUGAGUGUCCGGUAACGGCAGCCUGGAGUCACCCUGUCACUGACAUAACUGGCCAGCCUGCCAGGAUACUGUGCAACUACAUCUCCCAUGAUGCUCAGCCUGCUGCAAGGAUGGCUGAGCAUCCUGGGAAAUGUAGUUCAAGUGUAGCUUUCACUCAGUCCAAAUUGUGAGUAACAUCCUACCACAAUACACAACUUCCCCAACCUAGGGCCACCUGCUCACCUAUAGAGGACUGGCUGGCUCUGGGACUACUCUGUACCAUUAUUAUUAUUAUUAUUAUUAUUGAUAUUUUAUAUAGUCUUACAAUAUUCCUCAGCACUAUACUUACAUAGAAAUUAGUAGUUAUAUAUGCUGACAUUUAAAAAAAAUAAAUUAGCCUUUUGUAUCUGUUUCUGCUGUUAAUCCAAAAGAAUGUGGAAAAACGCAGUUUGUGUUCCAUCAGGAAGGAAAGACAAACAAAUCCAAAAGCGUGAUUUAAAGGGUUACUCCAAGCACCAUGACCACUUCACUGAUUGGAAGUGGUCAUGGUCACGGUGUAUGUGCAGUGUUUCACCUCGAAAUGCUGCAUAUACCGAGUUUAACCUCUUGAGUAACUCCACCUCUGACAGCGUCAUAUGGGUGUUAUUAGCUAGCCCAGGAGCAAGAGUUCCAGGCUGGCUAAUGUAAAAUUGAUAUAUAAUUUAUUUUCCAUAGUGUGCCAUACUUUGUCUUAGUGACCAGCUGAUGCUCUCAUUCCACAUUCCCCAACAGUUAUUUUUCCAGUUCUGCUCAUUUGUCAACAAAUUAUAUUCCAAUUCCCUUUUUACACUUCCACAAUAUCCUGUUUAGUGAGUAAACCCCUACACAAUAUACAUGUGCUGUCUAUUUAAAGUGGCUCUAAACAAUCUUUUGUUUGGUGCAAAAUGAGGGUUUAAUUAGGAUGUUUCAAUUGCAUGAAAAAUAAUAAAAGGCUUUCUGCCUACCUUUUCUCUAUGUUUACACCUGUGUCAUCCCAGAAAACACCCUGCACCUCUUAACAGUGGAUAAUUUGUGUAGAAUAGAUAAACUGAUAUGGUAUUAAAAAUACUUACUUUUCACUUAGUUAAAAUGCCUCCCCGAAAAAGGAGAAAAAAUGUCUCUGAAGAAUCUGAUUGGCAGUGCUCAUCAAAAGAGGAUGCCGGGCCCGAGGGCAGUUCGGACGAUUUUCCAGGAAGGAAGAUUGGUGUAGAAAACCCGCUUAUCGUAAUUUCUGACAGUGAAGGAGAGGUAUGUAAUUUGAAAGUGACGACAAAUACUUAGCUGUGUAUUUAAAAAAACAAAAUAAAAAAAAACAACCUACUUUGAUAUCCAUAUUGUAAAAUGUAGGGAAAAUAGCCAUACUGUAUCUAUAGUAAAGUUAUUUUGACAUAUGUUUAGCUUUUUGGUUUUUAGUUAAUUAUAUUAAUUGUUUGAUAAAUUAACCUUGUAAUUCUAAAAUGGUUUCCAACUUUAAAGUCAAUCUUCUAAAUCAGUGGUUCCCAACCCAGUCCUUAAGCAACCCCUAACAGUCCAGGAUGUAGAGAUUACCCAGUUGUGUCUAAGGCAUUUCGGCUUCCCUGGGCCGCAUUGAGCAACGAGGAAAUGUCUUGGGCCACACAUCAAAUAUAUAAUAUAGUUAAUGUAUAUACAUAAAACUUUAAAAGCCCUCUUCUUUAUUUUCAAUUGUUUACUAGAUAACUCACUUAUGUGGGAUUACCAUGUGUAAGGAUACCAAAUUAGGGAACUAUCUACUAAACACAUACCCAUGUAUGUACAUAUGCACACAUAACCACAUAUAUACACACUGUGAUGGUGUAUGUAUGUGACUGUCUACAUCUGUGAUUAUGUAUGUGAUUGGGUCUAUGAUUGUGUGUGUGUGUUUAAUCACACACAUACACUCACAGACCUAUACACACAAUCACAUAUAUACACACGCACACAAUCAUAGACUCACAGACACACACACACACACACACACACACACACACAGACCUAUGCACACAGUCACAGACGACCACAGAUACAGACCCCCAUACAAUAUACACAUACAAUAACAGACCUACACACACACAUAAUCACAGAUAUACACACAUGAAAUCACAGAUCUGUAUCUGUAGAUCCCAUACAUCUACACUAGACGCAUACAUACAUAAAAAUCACAUUCACACACAUUUAGUAAUUAAGAAGUCCACCCAGCCUCCCUACCUUGUUCUGGGAGGGCUGGGAUGGAUCCUCAGUCCAUAGUUGCCAGGCUGCUGCUGGGCUGGGAUCUCUGUGCUCCUCCUGCACAGAUCCCUUUCACACUCAGUAGUGAUGCCGAAGCCGGGAUGACGUCAUAUCCUGGCUGCCGGCUCACUACAGGGCACGCGAGGAGGAAGAGCACAGUAAGUCAAGUGCUCCCUGCUUCCCUCGCCGUGUGGCAACCGUUCCGCAUUACUAGCGGUUUCCGGGCCGCCAGUUCGACAUGCCUGGUCUAAGGUAUUUUUAUAAAGGGGAAAAAAACAAAACACUUUAGAUACAACAGGGUAAUCCCUAAAUCCUGGACUGUUAGGGGGUACUUGAGGAAUGGGUUGGGAACCACUGUUCUAAAUGCAUUAAUUCAAUGCAUCUCUGUAAGGAGAUGGUGAUUGGCACGGUGCAGCGUUUUGCCGUGCAUGUGCAAUAGCCUCCCAAUGCUUUUCUAUUGGGUUGAUGAUCUCAGCCAUGGAAGUGGGGCCAGCCUUGGCAAGACCGGCACAGUGUGGGAGAAAAGGUGAGUGAAAUCUUUUUACUGAGAUCGAAGGGGGUCAGUAACUAAAACAUCGCAAUAAGGACUUUAGUGUCUGCAAUAUUCUUUGUAUUCUUGACACUUUAUUGUUCCUUUAAAUUUUAAAUUAAUUUUGAGUUUUUACUUUGGCGAAUAACUUUGUUUGAGUGGAAUAGAAUGGGAGAACCAUACCAGCUAUUUGUAGGUGUAAAUUGUGCACAUAUCAUAAAAGAGUGAAGUGAAGUUACACAACCUUGUUUUAUUUGUUAAUUUUGAGAGCACUAUGUGUGAUGAUAUGAGUUUUGUCAGUCAUUUUACAUUAAUGUAUAGGUCAGGGGUUCCCAAUUAAUUUUUCCCAUGGAACCCUUUGACAUAGUGUAUCAACAUCUGACGCACCAAUACACCGAUACACACACCUUGACACAGUGUGUAUCUGUGUGUCAAGGUGUGUGUAUCUGUGUUUGUAUGUGCCGGUGUGUGUCAAGAUGUGUAUAUCCGUGUUUGUAUGUGACAGUGUGUGUAUCUCUGUGUCAGUGUGUAUCUGUGUGUGUGUGUAUAUGUAUCUUACACACACACACACACACACUGGCACAUAGUGACACACAGAUACACACACCUUUACACUCAGAUACACACUGACACACACAUCUUGACUCACAAAUACACACACAUGCACAUACAAGCACACUGACAUGCACAUACAAGCACACUGACAUGCACACUUAGGUACACACAGUGACACAUACACAAACCUUGACACACUGAUACACAUACACUCUCACUGACUAACACACACACUCUUUUACAGACACAUACAAACACAUAUACAUUCUCACUGACACACAGACUCCCUGAAAAGCACGCAUACACUCUCACUGACAAACACACAUAUAAUCUUUGACAGAAACAAAAACAUACAAACUCUCUUACAGACACACAUACAAUUUUUAGUUUAAAAAAAAAUUUUUACUCCACCCAGCCCCCUACCUUUGGGAGUGCUGGCAUGGAGUCUUUGUCCCAUUGGCCCAGUGGGGCUGCAGGGCUGAGCGUGCGGUCCCUGGGAUCUAGUGGGGCUGCUGGCUUGCGGGGGCGCCGAGGGAGCAGUGAUCUCCCUGUUCAGCUUCCUUGUGCGCCUCUUAGUUAUGUUGGAGUGAUGUAAUAUUCUGGCUCCAGCAUCACUGCUGUGCGCGCGCGGGAGGGUACUGAGCGGGGAGAUCUCUGCCCACUGCUCCCUCGCCGCCCGUGGCCAUUUUAGUUGUGAAAAUUUUUGCGGAGCCCUAAUUGUGUUCUCGCGGAACACCAAUUGGGAAACGCUGAUAUAGGUGAACAUUAAUGUUUAACAAUUAUCUUUUAUAUUAACUAAAUGCAAAUAACUAACUCAUCUCCACAUUUCACAGAGAAUAUGCAAUGAUAUUUGAAAUCUAGAGAUAUAUUUAAUUAGCAGUUUAGUGAAUUUAAAAUAUAAUUGCAAAAUUUAGGAUGUUGUAAUUGGGAUGAAAUAGAAAACAGUCAAAAUUUUUGGAUUUGUAGUAUUAUUUUUACAAUCUGUGACUUGAGCUGAGUUGGACAAAGAUGCACACCAGAGGGCACCAGACACAAGUUAAAAUUAACAUCAAAAUGAGUGUAAACGUACCACCAUGGCAUACACUGAUCAGCCAUACCAUCAAAACACCCGUCUGAUAUCGUGUAGGUUCCUUUCGUGCUGCUAAAAAUGCUCUGAUGCGUCAAGACAUGGACUCCACAAGACCUCUGAAUGUGUCUUGUGGUAUCUGGCACCAACACAUCAGCAGCAUAUCCUUAAAGUUGCAAGGUGGGGCCUUCAUGUAUAGAAUUUGUUGUUCAGCCUAUUCCACAGAUGCUCAAUUUGAUUGAGGUCUGGGGAAUUUGGAGGUCAAGGCAACAUCUUGAACUCAUUGUUAUGUUCCUCAAACCAUUCCUGAAUUUUUUUUUCCGGGUGCAUUAUCCUUUUGAAAGAGGCCACAGCCACCUGGGUACACCAUUGCCAUGCAGGGGUGUACGUGGUCUGCAACAGUCUCUAGGUAGGUGGUACUUGUCAAUGUAACAUCUACAUGAAUGCCAGGACCCAAGGUUUCCCAGCAGUAUAUUGCCCAGAGCAUAAUACUGCCUUCUCCUAUAGUCCAUCCUAUUGCCAUCUCUUCCCCAGGUAAGUGACAAACAAUCUUGGCGAUCCAUCUGAUUAAGAAAAACGUGAUCAGACCAGGCAACCUUCCAUUGCCCUAUGGUCCAGUUCUGACCGGCACUCUAAAUCGGACUGCAUCCCCAUUUGCAACAAAAAAACUGUAAUAUACUGUACUAUCAUGGUCAACGUAAAGUUUUUCAGCAAUUUGAGCAGUAACUUUCACUCUCCACCUGCAUCGAAGAGCUUUGGACACCCAGUACCCCGACAUUGAUUCACUGGUUGUCCUUCCUUGCACCACCUCUGAUAGUUACUAACCACUGCAUACUGCAUACCAGAACACCCCACAAGAUUUGAUGUUUUGGAGAUGCACUGACCCAUUCUAGCCAUCACUAUUUGGCCCUUGUCGAUGUCACUCAGAGCUUUUCACUUUCUCAUGUUUUCUUGCUUCCAACACAUGAAAUUCAAGAUCUAACUGUUCACAUGCUGCAGGUGCCAGGUAACAAUAUAAUCCAUAUUAUUCACUUCACCUGUCAGUAGUUGUGGCUGAUAAUUGUAUAUGGAUUGAAAGUAUCCUAUUAAAGAAAAAAAAUAACAGAUCACAGUGCAGCAUAUUUAUUCAACCUAUAUUAUUAUUAAAACAAAAAAACCCACUCACAAACAUAUCUUGGCCUUACUUUGUAAACAAAGAUUUAGGUAGCCACAUCUGCUGCAUAUUUGCUGGUGGCUGACAAGGCCAAUGCAGGACAGACAGAUCCGGCUGCAGCAUUUGCAAGGAAAAAUCUGGUCUGACUUUGAUGCCACAAUGUUACGGUCCUUCCUCUGUUUUUUUUUAUUUUUUGUUUUUUUUUUAUUUCUCAAGAUCUGCAUUAAGUGCGUUCUUGAAGGAGAAGGCAGCUCGAUGAAUUGUGUAUCUCCAAGUCUCGCGAUCAUAGAUUAAUGGGAAAUUAUAGUAGCUUCCCCUUCUGUCAAGGCCCCUUCCCGCGGCACUGAAGGGGUUAAUAACCCCUUCAGUCACUUACCUGGGUCCUGCGCCGAUGUCACUCCGUGCUAGCUCAGCCCAUACUCCUUCCUCGCCGCUGGCGGGGAAGACCUAAUGCACAUGCGCGGCAAUGACCACGCUCUCAUUAGGAUCUCCCUAUAGGAAAGCAUUGUUCAUUGCUCUCCUAUGGGGAUUCCUGUGACACUGGAAGUCCUAGUGCAUAGCGUGAGGACGUCCAGUGUCGUUUAGACGACCAAAAGUUGUCUUAAGAACCCAGAAGACCCUCUAGUGACUGUCUGGUAGACCGCCACUAGAGGAGGGCUUAACCCUGCAAGGUAAUUAUUGCAGUUAAACUGCAAUAAUUACAUGCUCAGGGUUAAUGGUGAUGAGAGUUGGCACCCAGACCACUUCAGUGGGCUAAAGUGGCCUGGGUGCCUACAGUGUCUCUUUAAAGUUGACCAGUGAAAAUGGUCAAUGUGACAGGUACUAAAGAAUUUCUUCAGAGGUAGCUCUUCCUUGGUGCUCCUCUGUCGUGAUGCCAUUUGGCAUGUUCACUAUAGAGCACAACCUUGGGUAGGUGAUGAUCUUCCAUCCUGGAGACAUGCACUGCGUAGUGCAUCUGCUACUUUAAAAGCACAGCCUAGAUCAGGGUUAGGCAGCCUUUUAGUAGAACUGUGCUAAAACAAGAUCUUGAAGUCCCUUGGCGUACCGAUCCUGUUUUUUUUUUUUUUUUAAAUGUUGCCAUUUUUUUUGUGUUAUUUAUGGGUGCUGCGGUUGCUUUGUAACAUUGUAUUUGUGUGUGUAUGUGGACUGUUUCUCCAAUGACCAUGAGAGAGUUUAGCCCACCUGCCAUGUCAAGGCAGUCCUCUCAGGUGGGUCCAAAACUAACCUUUCAUCUUGCUCCCAUGAGCUUCUGGCAAAGAUAUUGAUUCAAUGGUUUCCUAUGAGGACUUUGAAGAUGUUGGGCAUCUUCAUGCAAAGCGUGAGGACAUAGAUAUAUUUGCGGCCCACCUGCCUUGGGGCCACUUAGUGUUGUGACUGCGAUAUUUCCUGUCUGAUUCUUGUCUUCCCUCCCACGACCGAUCGCGUGCUCCCGCAAACCAGCCACUCCCAAUUCCCUCCAGAGGCGUGUCUGGCCUGCUUGAGCAAAGAAGAGCAGGGCUGGAACUAUAGGACAGGUGGCUCAUCUUAAGGUAGUGGAAGAGGGGUGUGACAAAAUGCCUUUUGUCACUGGAUUUUUAUAUGACCAACUGCCCUUUGCCCCUGGCUGUUGCAGGAGCCUGAUUGCCAGCCUCCUCCCCCAUGACUAUGUCCCUGGGGUGUAUUGCCAUUUAAAAAGACUAUUUGGGGCUUAUUGAUGUCUAACAGACUUUCUGCCCAUUUGAAUCCAUGGGAAGAUGUGUCUCUUCCCCUCCCCUGUUUCCUGUCUAUUGUUCCAGCAGGGACAGGCACACUGCCAGACCAGUUGGAACAUGCUGUGUUUUCCCUCCUUGGUCUCUCAUCAGCUCUUGCUGUGUUUUAACCCCAUGGCGAUUUGACGGUGGUUGUGGUAUCUGAGCGCUGUUCGGAUAUAGUGAGCGAUCAGAUCCAAGCUAUAUGGGGAUAGGUUGAAUGUGGGGGUUCUGUUAAGUAUAAUAGGAAUUAUGUAUUUUUAUGUGUUUUAACUGUUGUGAAUAGUCAUUUUCUGUAUGCUGGAGGUAAUUGGCUUACCACACCCAAGCCAUGCUUGCAGAUGGUCACAAAGGGACUUUCAACUAACGUUUGACCCACUGGACCAAUUUGUAUGAUUUUGACGUAUGUUUGUAUUUGGAGUAUGCUGAAAAUGUAAGUUUUAUGUGAAUGUGAUGUAUACUUUGAGUUACGAAUAUUGUGUAAAACUGUGUAUUUUCCUGCCUGUGAUUAUUAAGUUAGACCAUUGUGUUCAGUAAUUAUAUCACAGGCAGAGGGGAGGAUUUUGUGUGGUAGUGUCUGAGUGUAUUGUAAGUAUUGAUUGGUUGUUCUGCAAAACUCUGUGGGCAGUACUAUGUGUUUAAAAUGUGCAUAAAAGCAUAGUGUUUGAUUAAAAGCAACAGAUCUUGUUGACCCUCAACACGUAGUCUUGUCUCGUGAUUGGAGGGGACAGCUAUACUCACACUGGGGAUUGCUGUGCUCUACAUACUCCCCUGAGCUUUAAUCACUUAGAUCUUUUAAGACCUUGUUCUUGAUACGCUCUCUUGGAGGAGAGGUCUUCCCCACACGGUCCUGGAGGACAGAAGCUGAUCCAGGGUGGACAGAAGACGGCGAGACUCCAGUUAAGCUGCGGUGGUUGUGGUGUCCGGUGCGGUGCUUGUGGUCCUCGGCGCAAGCUAGGAAGCGUCCAUCAACGGAAGGUACUAUUUCCUGAAGUUACAGUGCCAUACAGGAUACCUGUCCUUUUCAGUAUUCACAGUAGAAUUUUGAGAGAUGGAUUUAAUGAGCCUUAGCUUCCAUUUGGGCUAUUAUAACAGUUUGACUGUUCAAAAAAAACCCACAAAGGCCUACCAUUUGUAAAAGUAGACACUCCAGGGUAUCUCAUAAGGUGCAUAUUGUGCCUUAACAUACCCCCAUUUUUUCACCAAUAUGAAAUCAUUUUGUGCAUUUUUUACAUACGGAUUGCAUUUUUGCUGGGCGUUUUGUAUAUUUCGUAUGUGCCACUAAGUUCAAACCUCCCAAAUUCGGGGAGUUCCGUUACAAGGGGCUUGGGGGACCUUCCUGUGUUACGUGUUAAAUUGGGUAAGGGAGGGCAGUGUAAUAAAUUGGGGGGGGGGGGGGGAGUGCACUCCCUUAGGUAAGGACUUUAAUGGACUGUCACAAUACAGACGAAAUUAAAUGUAUCUAUCAAAGCAAACUGUCAUCUUUAUAAUUUUCUGAACUUUCCAUUACAAUAGUUACAGCUCAAUUUAAAUCGUAAGAUCAUAAAAAUUGUACUAUAAAUUGUCUUUAAUUAUAAUAUUGCAGCACUUCUAAAUAUUGUAGACUAAGUUGUAAUGGGCAUCUAAUUCUUAACUCUAAAAGUUAAAACAUGGGGGGAAAAAAAGAUCAAUUUAUGGCAUACUUUCUGCCUAAUUUGACUAUUUUGCUUGUGACGGACAUUAAAAGUUUUGGUUGUCAUGAGUCCAUUAUUUAUGUAUGGAUAAGUGAAUAACGUUGCCGUGGUCUGUGUAAUAAGUUUAAAGGUUUAGUAGCCACGCAAAGACUUGCCAAAUACUAGAAUCUCGGAAACAACUUUUCUAAAAUAUUACAGAUAACUCCUAAAUUGUUUGGGUCUUCAUAUGAAACUCUUAGGCUGUACCUUUGGGAGAGGUCUAGUUGCACCCCCAACACACGUGACAUAGCAGGCCAGAAAUCGAUUCUGCACUGCCAAGUGUGUAAGUCCUGUGCACAAAUGAUGUCUGUUGUCAGCAUGCACUGCAUUAGCUUUUUAACUUGCAGGCAGUGCUGUUGCUUUAUAACAUGAUAUGACUUUAUAUUCUGGUUUUUCAUGUAAUGAGAUACUCUAUUAGUGUGUUCCCACUGAAUAAAGAUACUUUUUUGUAUAUAAACAUUUAUGGUUGUGCUCCUUACUUAAUUUGUUUUUGCAUGUAUUUGGGCUUUUGGGAAAAGAGACUUAUGUAAGUGAGCACCCUAUAUCUCAUUUCUUUAGAGAGCUCCAUUUCGGGUCAGUCUGUAUUUAAUAUUGGAGUGUGCCUACCUUGGUUAAUUUUUUUACUCGCAAAGUUAUAUUUGACCUGGAAAGAUCAUUGUAAAAGGCCAAGUUGGAUCCUUCAAAUUUGUAGGUGGCUAAGUUGCAGCUUGCAUCAGAGAGAUUGAAAGCAUACCAGUAAGUUCGGGGUUUUGGGUGGCUUGAGAGCUCGGAAAAAAAUACUCCAGUAGAAUGUUUUUUGCCGUUGCAGGUGGAACCACAGAGGCCAGCAAUCUCCUGAUGUAGUGUGGUAGCUCAGGAUUCAUCACCUCUUCAAGGACAUCUCUAAUUCUGAGGUGUCUCUGAUGUGUAGAAUCCUCUAAGGCUAUUAUCUUGCUCUCCAUCGCUGCGUCACAAGAUCUUCUCUGACUAAUGCAGUGUCAGCUGCACGCAAGACUUUUAGCUGUUUAAUAAGGUUGGCAAUAUCUGCUUUGAUUGCUGAAGCUGCUCUGGGUUGCCUGGCACCUGUAGGCUCAGUAAGUUGCCUCUCUGACGCUGUCCUCUGAGACGCUGUAAGAGGCUUCCCACGCAGGCAGUCUUGGAUGAGGGUGCCGAUUUGCUGCUAAAAGGGUUAAAUUUGCAUCCUAUCUUGCUUUAAAAAAAAAAAAAAAAAAGGUCUGAGGGUAAAUAUACUCUCCAAACAUGUUGAUUAUAUAGGAGUUUAGCAGUGUCUCUCAUUAGGCUCAAUGUCCGCAUGGCUAACUCCCGUUAAACCCUUUUUAAUGUUCUAAUGCUAAACAAGAAUCCCCAGGAGUCUUUCCCCUCUGCUGCUUUGGCUACUUAAGAUGCACUAGCCUGAGCAGCAAUGGAUGGCUGUGAUUGGCUAAGAAUGUUAGCUGAUCGCUUUCAUCAUAUUACAGCACUCAUUGCUGGUAUGUAUUGGUAUUAUUAUUAUUGCCAUUUAUAUAGCGCCAACAGAUUCCGUAGUGCUUAUGGUAUGGCUAGGAGGGAGUGUGGAAUUCAUGUUUGUGACCCUGACCCUUUAGUGUUCCUUUAAUUCUAUUUUCAUUAACACCUUUAACUGUAAUUGGCACAUGAAGAUCACUGCCACUUCGAUGAUUUUGCUGAAUAGGCCUAGCAUUCUACCCUUCUGAAAGAGGUAAAUGUCCCAAGGAAAAAAAAUAUAUAAAGGAUAGCUAGCGUUUUAAAAAAUUUUUUACCCCACAGUUUUUAUUAAAAAGCAAACACUGCUGAAUAUAUAAAAUUUUAUAUAGUGUUACAUAGACUAUUUUUGAUUAUAGUGACACUGUUGUUGAAUAUUAACUUGUUGCAAACUGCAAAUACUCUGAUCUCUUAUUAGUUUUAUUUACGUAUACAAGCUAAAGGACUGGUUGAAUAUUUUUGGAUUUCUCAAUUUUAAGUGUAUUGUUCAGACUUCAUUGGAACACCUAACAGGACUUUUUCAGCUCCAUCCAUGUUCACUUUUAUACUGGAGCAGAACACUGAAUCCUGCUGUGUGUGCGCGCUCAGUGAUGUGUAUCACUUUAAACAGUUACUGCAUCUCCAUCGACACUGAUGAUUAAAAACUGUAGGAUUUCAAUUCUUUGCCGUUUAUAGCGGAAGUCCUGCAGGACUAAAGUUGAGAUCUGAAAGCAUGGAAACUGCUAAGCAUAUGCAAUGUGCUAAAAGAGCACUUGGGAGUUUCUAGGCAGAAAAUGCAUAUAUUCUUCAAACAGUGCUUGCAUUUUAAUGGUAUGCAAGAGCAAUUAUUAAAUUACUUAUUCAUUAAAUGAUAAACACAGGAAGGCAGCUGUGUGAGAAGUACGUGGAAUGGAAAGAAGCUUGCUUAAAUUAAAAGUAAACUGUAGUAGGUGGAAAUACUUAUUUUCCCCCUCAAGGUGGAGCUAUUGUGCUAUCUUAGCUUGCAUUGUAUGUGUGCUUUUAUUUGUAUAGCACUCACGGGUGUACUUAUCAUUUUACAGGUUAUUUUGUUGUCAUUUAUGUGGUGCCAACAAACUCUGCUGCUCUGGAUAUGGCAAAUAAAUGAUGCAAUAACAAAACAUAGUUUGACAGAUGAAAGCAAAAUGUCAGAAUAGGUUUUGACUGUCCUGGACACAUGCUUAUAAUCUCCUAUGUUGGGUAGGCAGAGUAAGUGAAGUAGUAAUUCAGACUUUAUUUUUGGGAUAAAAUACCUAGGCUGCUUUAUGCUCCUUAGAGCUGAUUUAAGUUUUUUUUCUUUGAGUACCUAUUACCAAUCAUUAGUUGUGGAAAUUAAACCACAUGCUGAAUAUCUUUAACCCAGUUAUGGCAGAUGGUGUACCGGACCUUUAUUCUUAAAUGGCACUUUCACUUAUAUAUCUCUUACAUGCAUUAAUCUUUUGUACCCGGUGCUGAGGAAUUAUGGAGAAAGAAGCAAAUAUGGGUUACUGAAUUUGUAGUCCUUAAAACAUUUUUACUGACCAAAUGCAGUAUAUAUAUGUAGGUGUAUAAGUCGACAACUAAAAAUUAAGAGGUGAAAUCGAACUGUAGGCCAAUAUUUGCUGUAUAACUCGACCCCCAAAAUAAUGUGCAACUUUUGGGCUUAGGCUGGCAAUGUAAGUCAACAAAUAGUCCAAUUUCUUAUUUAAAAUAUUUAUUUUUUCUUACUAUAUCCUGUUAUUUUAUUAUUAUUCUCGAUGAAUAAAUUGGUCAGUUUAAACGUAAACAAGCAAAAGAGUGUGCAGUUUAAUUUCUUUGCACAUAUGCGUGUAUCUCUCCAAUUGGUCAGCUGUGUACAUAUUGGUGAUACAAUACUGUUGUGGUAAUGACAUCUGGCACUUCUGAAAUUAGUUUUUAAAAAGUAAAUAAUGUCUCGUAAACGUACUCAAAUCAUGUGAUACAACAGUGACAAGCACUCCUAUUCCAGUGACAAGCACUCUCUCUAGAAGAGAAGUUGGAAGUGAAAGAGAAGUAUGAGAAGAGUGAGAGUAUUGAGUGUAUCAAUAAAAUAUUAAACCAAGGCCUUAUUUUCCGCUCUGCUUUGUAUUAACAGCUUUAUGUUCGUCGAAUUAGUUGACUUUCUGAGAGAUUUUUAUAUACCUAAAAUGACAACUUAUAUGACCCUAUAUAAGGUUAAUUGUAAUCUAGUAAUUGUAAUAUACAGUGGCGUGUACACAACCCAUGCAGACAGGUGCACGCAGACAGAUGCCUGCACACGCAUGCACCCACGCAGACAGGCGCAGGCAUGCAUAUAUGCACGCACGCACAUGCAGGCAUGCAUACAGAUAGGCACACGCAUGCAUGCAUACAGAUAGACACGCACAAUAUUUAAAUCACCCUCCUGUUUCCUACUUUUUAAGUGCAAGUGGUGCCAGAUGUCAUGACUUUCCCUGUGGUCAAAUGGUGGCUCAGGUUGAUGGGAGUCAGAGUUCCCACUCUGACUCCCUCUGCUUCCUCCUGCGCAGGCUCUCAGUGAUAGCUGGGAGGAGUGACGGGGAGUCACUUUCUCCCAGCGUGUGAUGAUCUCAUCACAGGGGGCCCGGUCGCGCUGUUAAAGCGCUGCAGUGCUGAUUGGGCCCCCUGAAAAUCCAUACCCAUCGGGUGGCCCUGACAGCAUGGGCCACCCGAUGGGCACCUUAAUAUGCGGACCCGACAGUUUGCUUCGCGGGCCAGGGGCCGCAUAUGAUGAUCGCUGGCACACGGUCGCAGGGGUCUGCAGGGUGGCCGGGCCCCCUGGAAUGAAGGGCCCGGUCGCAGCUGCGACCCCUGCAACCGCUAUAUGCACACCAGUGGUAAUAUACUGAGUCGAGGUUAUAGACAAAGUACACAGUUUAAGAAAUACAUUUCAUUCUAAAACUUGUAAUAUUUGCAUUUGCCCACAACAGUGGUACCAAAUUAAGAUGUCAGUCAAAGAUUUUCUGUAUCAACUCCACAGCCCUGUUACUACCGACCUGUUUUCUGCCAGCCAUUGCUCACAAAAACUUGUGGACUAAGAGCCUUCCCACAUGAUGUUAUGUAGAUGUCUGAUCAUCAUCUCAUGCAUGUGUAAGAAUAUCGGGGGGGGAGGGGGGCAGGGACACCUUGCUAUUGUUGAGAAUGUUUUGUUGUAUUAUUCUUUCCUCUGUCAGGAAAUGAGCAUAGGAAAAUGGAGGUGCGACGAAGAUGGUGCUUAAACCAUCACUAUCGUCACAAGAACAACUGCAGCUUAAUUUAGUUGUUCUUGUGAGUAUAGUCAAUCUCUCACUGCAUUUCCAUAUAGGCAGUGUAUACAUUGCUGCCUAAGGACAGCCACUAGAGGUGCUUCCUGGGUCAUCGCUGCACAGCGUUUCCACUGAACUUUCCUCAAAGAGAUGCAUUGAUUCAAUACAUCUCUAUGAGAUGUUGAUUGUCCAGCACACUAUUUAGCUCGCCCUGCCUCCUUUGUUGAGUUGAUCAGAAUUGAGAAUCUCAGCCAAUCCAAUGCUUUACCAUAGGAAAGCAUUAGAUUGGCUGAGGUUAUGAAGUUUGAUGUCAACCAAGGCGGAGGAUUGGGGGCGGGGCCAGAGCCAGCGACCCACACAGUGCUGGAAUGAAGGUAAGAUUUUAACUUAUUUAAGGGGGACAUAGAUAUAAAUAGGGUUAUUGACACUAUAGGUGUUUGCAUUCUUGACCCAUUAGUGUUCCUUUAAUGUUAAAAAUAAACUUUGCUUAAAAAAUAAGAAUGGUACAGACCCCAUAAGUGACAGUUCUGUUUUAAGAUUGUAGACGUCUUGCUGCCAUUGUGUGUGGUCAGAAUAUUUUUUUAUUUUUUUUAGAAUAAAUUUGAAUUUGUUUCAAGGUAAAGUAUUAGACUAAAAUAGUACAAAACAAUGAUAAUUUUAGAUCCAAUUUUCUUCCUUCUUUUGCAGCAUUUAAUUUAGAAAUGGUGCUCCUUUACGUUUUUCCUGUUUCUUUUGUACACCAACUAUCUACAGCGCUGUCUGGGAUUAUUUAGACAGCCAUACAUUUUUUUUAGCUCUUUGCUUUAGCAUAUUUGCUUUAAAACACUUUUAAUCUCUUUAGUCAUAGUUUCAGGAUGUCCUCUUUGAAGUGCACAUGUGAUUGCAAAAUAUAUUUUCACAUUAUAGUAACUAAUAUUUCAUUCUCUUCAUUAUCAUUGUUGCUUAUUUUAAAUUGGCUAUUUAGUUAGAACAUUUAAUAAAGGAAUUGUUCAAAUGUUAUUUCCUAUAAUGAGUGUGGCUUUUUUUUUGUUUGUUUGUUUGUUUGUUUUUUUACAAAGUUUAGCUCUUUCUUUUUAUCGAGAAAGAGGAUCAUCUUAUUUCUGCUAUUCUCCAUGCAAUUGAAGGUUUGAUUCUGUGGCACUUCUGCUGUUAGCAGGCACACAUUAAUAAACAGGGAGUAAGAAAAGGUCUCAAGUGUAAAACAAAAUCAGUUUGGUUCCUACUUAUCUUAACCAAAGACCUUGUCAAAUGAUGAGUGCAGUGUUUGUGUUAGUCUUACCAUAAGUUCAGAAAUGUCUAUGUAAUCAGAAUUCCAAGAUUCCUUAAUUUGUAGUCUGGUUCGUUUCGUUGCAAUUUUCCAGGUCUAUUUCUAAAUGCUUAUUAAAUGUCUGGCUUGUAAAUUCAGCAAAAAAAAACCUUAUCUUUACUAAGAAUAGUCUAGUGCGUUCUAAGAUUCUCUGAUUUUAGGAAAAGUACAAUUCACUACUUUUUAUCAACAUUUUUCUUACAACAAAAUACUGGAGGACUUUGUGUUAACUCGAUAACAUACAGACCAUGUAUAUUUUCUCUUUCACUGUAGGAAGCCAAAGAAGAAAAUACUGUGUCAAAAAAGAGAGGAAGGCUUCAACUAGAUCGACGGAGAACUGGCUGCAAGAGGAGAAUAGCACGUAAGUUAGUUCCCGAUGAAAGUUGGGCAUUCAUGUGUGACAAGCCACACAUGAUUGUGGCAUGAUUUGGAACAAACCUAAUAAGUGAUUAAACUUCUGCUGGAAAAUAUUAUUUUUGUCGGUAUUGUUGAAAAAUUUACUUUUCUAUUGAAGCUUGUUCCAUAUUCUGGGCAGUGUGAAAAUACAACAGUCACACAGUAGUAGCACACCCAUCAACCCUAUAAAAAAAAAAAAAAAGUAACUUUAAUCAUUGUGCAUAUUGUGAGCAGAAAACUGUAUUACCACUAAAAAUGAAAACACAAAACACUCAAACACCUCACUUAGGUGUGAAAAAAUAAUAGGGGGCCAGUUACAGUAUAUGAUCAUACAUUGCAUAAGCCUGCCACAACGUCAAUGAACCCCGUUCGUGGCAGAUUCUUCUUUCACAGCCUAAUGUCUGCUCUUAUGACUUUGAUCCACUUACUUAUGAAAUGCUUCAUACUGGGGCUCUCUGCAGGUCAAGGUUAAAUAGGGCCCUGAAAUGAGGCACAAGUGACAGGGAGGGAUGCAAAACCGGGGUGUUGGCUUAGGCUCCCAAAUAGGUUUUCGUUUUACACUCAUUCACUAGACGGCAAUCUCGGUGCUAGUAGAAUGCAUUAGUCUUAUGUGAUCAUAUAUUGCAUAAGCCUAUCACGUGUACUCAUGUAAACAUGCAUGAAUUAUAAGGGUGCUGAUGAGGGCAAAUAAUACAACAUACAACAUCCAGCACACUAAUUCACUAAACGGCAAUCUCAAAGCAAACCAAAUGCAAUAGAUGGCAUAUAUUACUUUUCUUGAAUUUAAUUUUUUUUUGGUAAAGAAUACUUAUUUCCAGCACUGAGACUUAUGUGCUGCAGCCGCCUGCUAUGCAUUUGAAGACUUGAGCAUGUCUCAUAAAGAAGCAAUGGAUUGGACAUAGGCAUGCAUGUCCAAGUGACGCUCUCCUCUAAUUAAAUGCUAUCCGCUGUUCACUCUGUUAUGGAAGAGGAAACUCCUCUAGUGGCUGCAAACAUAAACUGCUGUAAACAUUGCAGUUUAAAAUGACAGGACCACUGCACCAAGACCCCUUCAUUGAGAUUAAAGAGUGGUCCUUUAAUAACCAUAUUUGACAAUUCAACUUUAUUUGCCUUUAAAUACCUACCUUGCCGUACAAAUGUUGCUCACUUCAGUCCAGUUUGAAGGCUUAAAGGGACACUAUAGUCACCAGAACAACUACAGCUUAAUGCCUUUUCAGUGUUUACAUUGCCGCUAGGGACACCUUCAAGUGGCUUCUCCUUAGAGGGCCACUGCUUGGAGACACUGAAUUUUCCUCAUAGAGAUGCAUUGAUUCAAUGUAUCUCCAUGAGGAGGCCCUGAAUUGCCAAAACGUCAUCUGGCCCUGCCCCCGUGCCAAUUCUAGCCAAUCCAAUGCAUUGGAUUGGCUACAAAUCUGCCAUUUCGAUUAUGCCACAAAGGGGGCGGAGCCAGCGCGGCACUGGAAAUAAGAGGAGUUUUAUACUUUUAUGGGGGGCUAACUGGGGGGCGGAAGACACCUAAAUGGUGGGUAAACACUAUAGGGUCAGGAAUACAUGUUUGUGUUCCUGACCCUAUAGUUAUCCUUUAAAUGUUAAUACCAUUUUUUUUCAGUUUUUAGCCUACAUCAAACCAUACUAUUCAUGGUCACUAUUUGCUGCUAUACAUGCUUCAGAAAAUCACAAAAAGUCGCUAGUUAUUACCAGAUCCAGAGCAACCUCUAAUCUAAUUGAUGCCUUUGAUUGCUGAUACAUUAAGCUGACAUUUAGCAGGAUCACAAUGUUGCUUCCCUUGGCUCAUCUACUUGUCCCAGUGAUCUAAUCAGUGUCUGGAUAACUGAAACUUCCCAUGAUUAAAGCUUGACCCAGAUGUGAUGCUUUGUCAGUUAAUAAUAAAAUAAAUGUAUGCAUUUCUUCCAUCCAGAAAUGACUGAGGAGGAACAGUUUGCCCUGGCUGUGAAGAUCAGUGAGCAAGAGGCUAACCAUGGAAACUAUAGCGCAGAAGAGGAGAGUGAACUCCUGAGAAAAGCCAUUGAGGAGAGUCUUUAUGUAAUUAUGCCUCCUUACGUUAUACGAAAACAGAAUUAAUAAUAAAAACUAGAGACUUUAAAUUAGGUUUUUCAAAGUUUGCCCUCCAGCUUGAUUUUGCCUUUAUUCUCGUUGGUUGGUAAAGACCUGUGGAAAUGUAGUCCUGUUUUAUAAAAAUAAAAUAAAUAAAUGUACAUGUUAUAUAGGACUAGGUAUAAUUUGUGGUACUAAAAAAAAGUGUGUUUUUUUUUAAAUCUCCUAAACAAUUGAGUUUAGGAGAUUAUGUAAUUAUUCAUUUUGGAGCCAUACAAAUUAUUCCACUUAUCUUUUCCAUUUACUAUCUAAACCUCCACUGUGUCCAGUGUAUGUGUUUGUGUGGUUUAUAUAUAUAUAUAUAUAUAUAAUACAAUGCUAAACAAAAAUCUGCACACCAGUCAAGCCAUAAGACUUGCUUUUCCCACAGAAAUCCCAAAUCAGCAGUGAUGUAACAACCGCAAAGGAUUCUGGGUGGGCAUAUGCAAUUUCUGUGGGAAAAGCAAGUCUUAUGGCUUGACUGGUGUGCAGAUUUUUGUUUAGCAUUGUAUUAACUAUCCACAUACUUCAGGUGGAAGGGGUUUUCAAUCACAAUUUUUCCCCACCAUAACCUAAUUUAAUUAUAUAUAUAUAUAUAUAUAUAUAUAUACAUAUAUAUAUAUAUAUAUAUAUAUAUAUAUAUAUAUAUAUAUAUAUGUGUGUAUGUGUGUAUGUAUAUAUAUAUAUAUAUAUAUAUAUAUAUAUAUAUAUAUAUAUGUAUGUGUAUAUAUAUUUUUUUUAUUUUUUUUUUACAAAAAUCCAAUCCUAUUUAAUGGAAUAAAGGAAACGGACAUCCAAAACUUAUUGCCUGUCAAGAAGGAAAAGUAGUAUAGCUCAUAGGAUUAUAAUAUAUUAUGUAUUUUCCAUAUCUUUUUUAUGUAUUCCACCUUUCUUUCAGAGCUGUGAGGUUUCUGACAUUCCAGAAAAAGUAUCUGAACAAGAACUAAAGAAGGAGAAUUCUUCCAUUAACGAGGAUAUAUGUUCAACAGAACUUGACAAAGCGCUGCCAUUAUCACAGUCCUCUGAUCAAGGCAUUGUCAAAAGUCCAGUGGUGAGCUUGAUUCGUUUAAGCCAAGAUAUUGUGGAAAGUUCCAGUGUAAUUUUGUCACCAAACUGUAAGGACCUGUUUUCAGAGAUUGGAAGUGAGCCUCAUACCCCAUGCUUAAGCAAUACAAGUGCAUUUUCAAGCAAGUGUGCAACCCAACAACUUGCAUUAAGUCCUAUUUUUCCCAAACAGUCCCCACUUUCACUGAAGCUGUUUCCUCGAAAACUCUUUCCGGGCAAAAGCCCAGGCUCCACCGGGUUUCAGGAGGAUGUUGAUGAUCAGUUCUCGCAUUGCUCAGAAAGCUCUGAACAUGACUCAGUCUCCCUGCUACCCAUCUCUCCACCCAAAUCCAUGAAAAUGGAAAACUCGCUUCAGAAAAUGAUUGAUGAAAAGUCUGCACUGUUUAAUGGGGACUCUGCAAUACUAGACGCUAAAGAGUCUGCUUCUACAUUCAGCACUGACAUUUCUGAGCACGAGGGCAUCAGGGUACAGCAAACUGAGGGUUCUGUACACUAUUACUGGGGGGUUCCUUUUUGCCCAAAGGGGGUGGAUCCUAAUGUAUACACUCAGGUUAUCCUCUGUCAGUUGGAGGUUUAUCAGAAGAGCUUGAAGAGAGCUCAGAGACAGCUCUUACAUAAAAUGGACUUUGGUGAACCAAUCGACUUGGUAGCUGCUUCUCAUCAGAAUGAAAAAGGAGAUAGCCAAGGGAGUGUUAGUCAAGAGGAUCAGAGAGAUGAGUGUGUGCCUAAACUUAGACCAGAGAGUGAUUGUGAGGAGUCAGAGAACUCUGAUAAGUCAGUAACACGACGAGUGUCAAGUAGAAGAAGACAGUUUGAAAAUAAAAUGCACAGUCCUCAGGAUGAAGAGAGCUCUGUUGCACCACAGGAGGAGCCUGCCUGUAGUACUUCACAGGUAAGGGAAUAUUACAUUUUCAAUAUGCAAAGCAGCAAUGCCUGUAGAUUUUAAGUGGCCUCUACAUCCUCCGUAGACCGGUAACCUUCUAAUGACAGACAUCAUUUUUUUUUUUUAAGUUUGUGCUCACCAAUGACUCUGCCUUACUUCAUGGUAUAUCUGGCAACUAUCCUCCCAAAUUCCAUCAUCUGCUUGUUAAUUGGACAGAUAGGUCAGGCAAAAAAUUUUUUCUUCUCAAUGUUCUUCACCUUUCACUGGUUAGUUUUAUUUUCAGAGGUUUUACAUUAUUGAUUGUAAAAUGGAGACUAUAGUCACCAAAACCACUUUAGCAUAAUUAAGCAGUUUUGUUUUAUACCUUAUGCCCCUGCAGUCUCACUGCUCAAUUCCCUGUCAUUUAGGUGUUAAAUUACUUUGUACAGCCCUAUCCAAACCUCCCUGCAUGUAAUUUGCACAGUCUUCCUAAACUCUAACUAUAAAAAUGAUCUAAUGUUUAUAUUUCCUUUAUUGCACAGUCUGUUUAAUUUAGAAUGUUUUAGCUCCUGCUUGGUUAAUGGCCCUCUCGGCCCUGCAGGAGCCUCCUGUGUGUAAUUAAAGUUUGAUUUACAUAGAAGGAGAUAUUAAAACUUCUAAAGUAAGUUAACAUCUGAUUGAAAAGUAAACCUUUUUUUUUUUCAUCCAUGCUGUCAGUCACAGCCAGGGGAGAUGUGGCUAGGGCUGCAUGGACAUAAAAAGUGAUUUAACUCCUACAUUGUAGAGAAUUGAGGAGGGAGACUACAGGGGCGCUUUUACACGUAUCUUGUGCUCGUUAGUUAGGUUUCUAUAUUCAGGGGCCAUGAAUAUGUUAUGUUUUUUUCAUAUGUUACAUAGUUGUCUAGGUUGAAAAAUUGAACCGUCUGAUUGCUCCCUGCUCGCGCCCACCUAUUUCGUUAUUUUGACGAAAUAGGGGGCGCGGCUUCACGAGGCUCCUGGCGCUGGAACCAGGUGAGUAAAAUUCUCUGCUUGGAGAGUCCCUUUAAGGUAAAUUACAUCUGUUUGAAAGUGAAACCAGUUUUUUUUUCAUGCAGGCUCUGUCAAUCAUAGCCAGGGGAGGUGUGGCUAGGGCUGCAUAAACAGAAAAAAAGUGAUUUAACUCCUAAAUGACAGUGAAUUGAGCAGUGAAAUUGCAGGGGAAUGAUCUAUACACUAAAACUGCUCUAUUUAGCUAAAGUAAUUUAGGUGACUAUAGUGUUCCUUUAAGUAGAUAAUUCCACAUUUUUAUUGUUCUUACUGUAAAAAAAGCUUUCCUUUGUUGUAAGCAUUUAUUCAUCUAUCAAUAGAUGACCUUGUGUCUGUUGUAUAUUCCAGAUCAUAAGCAGGUUAGCAUAUAGCAGUUUGUACUGACCCUAUAUAUAUUUGUACAAUGCUAUCAUAUCCCCUCUGACGCUACUUUUUUCUAAAGAAAACAAAUCCAGUUUUUUUUUUUCUAGCCUUUCUUUAUAACUGUUUUCUACCCCCCCUAGUUUUGUAGCUCUCCUUUACACUUUUUCUAGUUCUGCAGUAUACUUCAUUACAACCAGUACCCAAAACUGCACUGCAUAAUCGAGGUUGUGUAUUACCAUUCAUUUGUAAAGAGCCAAAUUUAUUAUUCUGAUCACGUGAUCAAACCCCAUUUUAUACAGAAAGCACAUUGCAUAUCAACACAGUAAAGGAGGAGAGUAUAUUUUAAAGAGAACUGCCACAACAAGAGAACAUAGUCUUAAAUUAGAGGGGGCAAAGGCUUAAAAAUAAUUUCAGGGAGUAUUACUUUACUGAGAGGGGAGUGGAUGCAUGGAAUAGCCUUCCAGCUGAAGUGGUAGAGGUUAACACAGUGAGGGAGUUUAAGCAUGCGUGGGAUAGGUGUAAGGCUAUCCUAGACUUAAGAUAAGGCUAGGGACUAAUGAAAGUGUUUUGAAAUAUUGGGCAGACUAGAUGGGCCGAAUGGUUCUUAUCUGCCGUCACAUUCUAUGUUUCUAUAUUGUUGACUAAUUUGUGAUCUAGAAGUGUUCCCAAGUCCUUUUCAUUUGUUAUAUCUAACCCAUCCCUAUUUAAUGUAUUAGUGUCUUGUGGGUUAUUUAUUCCAAAAUGCAUGACUGUGCAUUUAUUUGUAUGGAAUCUCAUUUGUCACUUGACUGCCCAGUUCCCACAAUUUAUCCAUAUCCCUCUUUAGAGAAGUUAAAGGACCACUCUAGGCACCCAGACCACUUCAGCUUAAUUAAGUGGUCUGAGUGCCUGGUCCUUCUAGGGUUAACCCAUUUUUUCAUAAACAUAGCAGUUUCAGAGAAACUGCUAUGUUAAUGAAUGGGUUAAGCCUUCCCCUAUUUCCUCUAGUGGCUGUCUCAUUGACAGCCACUAGAGGCGCUUGCGUGCUUCUCACUGUGAUUUUUCACAGUGAGAGCACGCCAGCGUCCAUAGGAAAGCAUUAUGAAUGUUUUCCUAUGUGACCGGCUGAAUGCCCGCGCAGCUCUUGCCGCGCGUGCGCAUUCAGCCGACGGGGAGGAGAAGAGGAGGAUCGGAGGAGGAGAGCUCUCCGCCCAGCGCUGGAAAAAGGUAAGUUUUAAUCCCUUUCUCCCUUCCAGGGCCGGGUGGGGGCACCCUCAGGGCACUAUAGCGCCAGGAAAACGAGUAUGUUUUCCUGGCACUAUAGUGGUCCUUUAAGUCAUGUUUGGACUGUAUAUUCUAACCUAGUUUUGUGUCAUCUGCAAACACUAACAAAUGACUUUAAAUGCCCACUUCAUGAUUAUUUAGAGACAGGACAGAACCAUAACGCACUCCACUCUUGUCCAAUUUAAAAAUGUUCUAUUUACAACUACUCUUUGCUCACUUUGCAGUUAGUGUUUCAUAAAAAAACACGAUUUCAUUGUAUAAAUAAAAUGAUUUCAGUUUUACUAGUAACCUUCUAAGUGGAACUGUAUCAAAUGCCUUGGCAAAAUCCAAAUUAGAACACAUUUCCACCCAUUGUACAGCACUCCGGAAUUUGCUGGCGCUAUAUAAAUAAUAAAAUAAUAAUUGGAUCACCUUGAUCUAUAUUUUCGUUUAACUUCUUCAUAGAGCGCACUUAAGUUAGUUUGGCUGACAGUACCCGCACCUUGCUAAGGUACCUACUGCAUUGCGAUACUACGCUAAAGCCGGACUAGUGGCCAUGGAUCUUUACCAUCAGAAGAGACACCGAUAGUUCGAGCAAUCUCAGUAGAAAAUCGAGACAAAAUCCACUUUAUAUAAUAUUAGUAAUCUCAGCACUGACCCUACUAUACAGUUAAUGUAUAACAAGUGCUGAAAAUCAGAAUACCAUGUUUGUAUAUCAUGUUUGUUUCUCGUUUAUACGCCUGAUACCACUGUCGUGGUGUGUCUGGCUUGAUUAUCAUAUUGUUGCACCAGCACAAAAAAAAUAAAAAUGAACACCAACAAAAUAUAGCCAAAUCAAGUGUUUCAUCCCUCCAAGUCUCAAUAAUCCCAAUUAUGUAAUAGUAUUCCUUGAAUGCCAGUAUCUAAAGCUCCCCCAUUUUUCUACACAACCCCCCCACCAUACCUCCAAACUUGACUUUAGCUGAAUUCCCUCUCUUUUCUAUACUAUCUACCACAUUUACUCUUCUUUGACCCUUGGUUAAGUCCUUAAAUCUUUGCAGGACCUAUUUCAGCAUCUUCACACUCUUCAUCGAGACUCUGAACGUUCCCCAAAGAGAUACAUUGAUUCAAUGGAUCUCUAUGAGGGGAUGUUAGUUGGCACUACUCGGCACUUUGCCUCCUAAUGCUUUCCUGUAGGAAAGUAUUUUGCGGAGAUCAGCAAGAUUGAUCUCAGCCAUGAAGAAAGGGUCCGUCAUGGCAAGACCAGCGCGGUGAUGGAGAAAUAGUAUGUAAAAUAUAUUUUUUCUGCAUUUGCGGGGAGAAGGAGGGCAUGCCUAAAUAGGUAGUCAAGCACUACAGUGUUGGGAAUACAAACACUAUAGUGUUCCUUUUAAUAUCUGCUUUCCUCCUGUAUUUAUGCUGGUAGUCUAUAUUCUCAUUGGUGAUGUUAUUACUGCCAGAGCACUUUUUUUGCUCUAGAAUGUAUUUUUUGUUUUCCCCCUUCUCCUGGAAUAGUUUAAUAUGUUUUCUUGGUUCAUUGUUUUCCUCCAAGAGCUGUGAACAGAUUAUUACAAGAUGGAUUUUUUUUUUCCCCCCUAUAAAUCAUUUUACUUAGGGAUACACAGAGAUUUGGCUAACCAGCGACAAAGUGUCCAUGGUAGUGUUAUUGUUUGCCUUUACCAGGAUUAUCGUGUUUCCUAAUAUUAGCCAUACCCCGAAAAUAAGCCCUAAUCAUACUCUAAUCUAUGUUCAGGGAAUUUUCCCUGAACAUAGAUUUGCGGUAUUCUAUUAGCUAGUAAGCUGAUCUAUGUUUGGGAACGUUUCCCAGAACAUAAUUUGCAGGAUUCCAUUCCCUAGUGAACUAGUCAAUGUUCGGGUGUGUACCCCUGAACAUAGACCUUCUUUUUAGCACAUAUUUUUUCCAGAAAUAAGACCUCCCCUGAAAAAUAAGCCCUAAUGCAUUUUUCGGGGGACAAAUUAAUAUAAGACAAAGUCUUAUUUUCGGAGAAAGACUGUGUUCAUUUCGCAUGUGACUCUAGUCUGUGAUUAAUGUAUUCUUAGGAGGUAACUAUUUUAUGUAUGCAGUAUUGAUAAUGUAAUGAGCUAUGUGCAAGGGAUGUUGAGGAAGACAGUAUGUGGAAAAUUAAUUGUAAGCUACAUAACCCCUACAGCCUGUGUCAUCAGUGUUUUAAUUUACCGGAAUUCCGUAGGUGCACAUGGCUCAGGCACUCUUGACAGAUAUUGCUGGACUAGAAGUGACUCUUCCACUUCAAGUGUAUCAUUUCCAUCUGUCUUUGGAUGGAAUUAUGUGGAAGAUAGUGUCAGCUGAUACUCCUGAGCCAAUCCGUUUUGGCCAGAGUUGAAGCAAAUUGAUAUGCUUAAAGGACCACUCUAGGCACCCAGACCACUUCAGCUUAAUGAAGUGGUCUGGGUGCCUGGUCCAGCUAGGGUUAACCCAUUUUUUCAUAAACAUAGCAGUUUCACAGAAACUGCUAUGUUUAUGAAUGGGUUAAGCCUUCCCCUAUUUCCUCUAGCAGCUGUCUCAUUGACAGCCGCUAGAGGCGCUUGCGUGCUUCUCACUGUGAUUUUUACAGUGAGAGCACGCCAGCGUCCAUAGGAAAGCAUUAUGAAUGCUUUCCUAUGUGACCGGCUGAAUGCGCGUGCAGCUCUUGCCGCGCGUGCGCAUUCAGCCGACGGGGAGGAUAGAAGGAGGAUCGGAGGAAGAGAGCUCUCCGCCCAGCGCUGGAAAAAGGUAAGUUUUAACCCCUUUCCCCCUUCCAGAGCCGGGCGGGAGGGGGACCCUGAGGGUGGGGGCACCCUCAGAGCACUAUAGUGCCAGGAAAACGAGUAUGUUUUCCUGGCACUAUAGUGGUCCUUUAACUUAGAAACGGGAUCUUUUGCUUUAGCCAUAACUGUGAACAGGGGUUGGCUCACAUGGUGCUGGCUCUUUUGACAGAGCAUAUAUUUUUGUAUCUGUUUGGAGGGGGUGCAGGUUUAUUGAUGCACAGAAGAUGGCGUUGUUGCACUAUAGUAUUUUCCUUACUGGGUUUUUGUUUUGUACUUGGCCACAGGCCAGAAUCUGCACCUGUUAAACCUGUUAGGGGUUGAAGUAGAAUUUUUUAAAUAAUUUUAUUUAUUUGGCUGAAAAUAAUAGCACAUUUUGUUUUCUUAAAGAAACAUCUAUAUAUUUGUACAGACAUAGAAUAAGUAAAAAGAGAUUUUUGUUGUUUGUUAUAUAUAUAUAUAUAUAUAUAUAUAUAUAUAUAUAUAUAUAUAUAUAUAUAUAUAUAUAUAUAUAUAUAUAUAUAUACAUUAAGAUAAAUAUGAUAUUUUUAAUGCUGAAAUGGUGAGCUAACCCCAGCCCUUAAAACGUGCUUGAAAUAAUGAAAUGCCGUUGUAGAACACUAUAAAACUCCACCACUUUGAUGGUGGAGGUUUAUAGUGCUAUAUUGUGGCAUUUCAUUACAAAAUCUAAAUGCUAAAUCUACGCCACUGCUUUUCUGUGUAUGUCAAGUGUGGGUAUAAACAAAGAUUGAUAGCAUCGAGUAUUGCUUUUUCUAAAUGUACUUGUCAUGAAAUAAAUGACAGUCACUGUAGAAAGCACAGAAUUCAAUGCAUGAGCUACUCAAAUUGCUUUGUAUCUUUUUCAUCUCUACAAUUUCUGGUGAUCCUGUCAAUACAAUGUACAGAUCAAAUAAAUACCUAGGUCAAUAUAAGACAAUAUAACAGAAAAUCAUUGCACCAUGUUAUUUUAUUUUCACUUAAACAUUCACAGAGUCUGCAUUAUUCAGUAAAGUGCAAAUUGUUGGAAAUUCAUAGUGAAUUUCAAAUUUAAAAAGAAAAUAGCCUGACUGGAAAAAUCCUCUAGGUCAAUUAUGCUUCCAUCCUGGCUAUUUUGGCCUUAAAUUUAAAUUAUCGAAAAUUUGCUUUGAAUUCCUGACAAUUCUCACUUUAGUAAAUAACUACGUGAGAGUUCAACAAUUGCUCAUUAUUUUCUUUUUGAAGUUAGCUGACAGGUAUGCAGUGGUACAUAUGUGGAAUAUGAAAACAUAUGUCAGCUGCUUAAAAAUGACAUAGUAAUAAAUGCAUUUUGUGUUUGCUUUUUCUAUUAUCCCAGCUGCCUAUAUGGUUUCUCCUAGAAAGGCUCUAUAAUGGCUGUCAGGAAAUAUUGCAAUAUGAUUCAAGGUACCUGAUUCAUGCAGCUGCGGGAAGGGUUUAUUUUCAUUAUUCUACCUACACUGUACAUUUCACCUCAAUAAACAUUUUAGUGUAAUAACAAGCAAACUAGCACCCACAAAAAUGGUAACUGCUCCUUUUAAAAACACUAUCCUAAAGGGGUAUUGGGCCCUAAUAUUUUCAUAUUGGUUUAAAGAAACAUUCUAGUAUUAAAAAGAGAGAAACUGAUUUUUAAAGUUGGCAUUCCAUAGUACAUUUAGACACACUGCUUCCCCUUGUAAAACCCAAGACCACCAUUAAACUGACAAUAAUCCAACACCAAGCAGUUUCCUCCCGGCAGCUGCUAUUCCAGUCUUUUGCUACUCAUUAGGGACCUAAACUACAUGUGCAGCAAUUGCCAUGCUCCCCCAUUUGAAUACUUCAUUAACGACAUUUAAUGCUGUUUAAUUUCUGUCCAUCUUUUUUGGCCAAAUGUGACAAUUUUCCUGAAACAACAAAAAGUGAAGUUGAUAUGGUACCUGGAAGCUUAAGGGGUUAAACCAUUUACAAAAAGUUUAACCCCAAAGUUGUGUAGUCUGCAUGCGUACACUCUCCCAGUCUUCUUCGGGUAAAAUCUGCGACCGUAAUUUGGAAGCGUCGGACUGGGUACCACUGAUAGACUGAAAAUGUCAGCUGACACUCUCAGCCUAUCACUAGCUUUCCAUUCAUAAAAUUGAGAAAAGUACCUCUAUGCCUCCAGUCUGAGGUUUCCUCUUAGAAGAGCAAAGGGACAAGUCUACACAAAUUUGUGAUCAAACUGUAAGCAUUUUAACCCGUUAAUGGACAACUGUCACCUCAAAACUAUUGUUUAAUGUAAUGUUCCUUUUGUCAAGUUUUGGAAAGGAAAUAGAUUAUUUUUCUAAAGCUAAUAUCUGGAAAAAAAAUGAGAAACACUCAUCCCCUGCCUUUAGUAAAUUACAGGAUCCUUUAGCCAUAUACUUGCACCUUGGGGUCGGACAGUGUUUAAAAACCAACAGUUAGUUUCUAUGGUCUUCCCUGCUUCUAUGCAUGUAGUUGAGCAGGGAUGACCAGAGAGACAAACUAAAGUAUCAAUCACCAUGAAUUGGAUGGGAGGGUAGACACUAUUAUCUAAGAAAAUAUGCUGUAGUCCAUUGUUGUGUCAGUAGAUGCCCAAGCACUCCAUACUCUGGGACUGUAAAAAAGUAGAACAGAUAUUCAGCAUGUGAGACGCGUUGCCACUCUGGUUCAUGAUUAUGCUACAGAAGAUAACUAAUAACUCUUGAAGCUGUGGCAAUAGGUGUUUUAUUUUAUUGUGGUUGUCUUAAAUCAUGUCCCCACACUUGUAAGUACAUAAAUUGAUCUGAAUGAAAUGGCUGCACAUUUCGUAAAACUUUUUAAUCAUGUUCAGGGGGAAUAUAGCAGAGAGGGCUAUAUGCCAGAGUAUAGUCAUGAUGAGAAUUAGACUCAGAUGGUUAAUGGCCCCCAGUAACAUUAUAGGCAGUGGGCAGGCAGUGAUAUGCCGAGUGUCAGCUGACACUCUCAGCCUACCAUGGACGCCAAAGGCAACAAAUCUUGUGCUGUAUGGCGUCUAAGGAGAGGGAAAGCAAUCCGGGUGGGAGCUUGUGGACCCAGUUUUGGGUAGAAUGGCCUCCAGACACUCAAGCACCCAAAAAACUUCACUGAGAGGUAGUUGUUUUGAGGGUGGUGUGUUUUUAAAUAAGUUUAAUUUACCUUUAUCCUGCGCCUGCUAAAGCUCCUGGCGCUUUUUUCAAUGUCCCUUCUUGACAUCACGGCAGCCGUAAGCAGUUUAAUCAGAGGCUUCUUAUAGAAGCCUUUUUAGACCAUUUAGCCGGCACAGAGCACAUGCACGCGAUUUGUUGGCAUUGGCAAGGGGAGGGAGGUGGGAGGGCACUCGUUAUGUCUUUUGCCAGCAUGCAGUGCGCAAUGACAGAUGUAAGUUUACUUUCUGGGAUGCCAAUGUCACGUACUGCGGGUGCAACUUGCCCCUGGCGAAAAAAUGCUAAUUGCUCUGGAUGUGCAGUGUUUCAAGCAGAGACUAGACUCCUCCUGUCAUAGUGGUUGGCUUCACCCUUUAAAGUCUUAACUUUAAAUCACCAACAACUUUGAUGUACUGUAAACAUGAGACAAUCACCCACCUCUCUGUCUCAUUUACAUUGUUUAAACUGCAAAAUUUCAUUAAAUUGAAAAGGCUUACUUCAUGUUUUAAGCAUAUUAAUUAUGCCAUUCGCUUCUAAAUGCAAAAUAUGUAUUUAUUUAAAUCCUGUCUGCGAGUCUUAAAACUGUAGCCCUUAGAUAACUUUCUGGGUAUGCGCUGUGAGGACACCUAUUUCUGCUAAUUGGACCACAUACUGCAAAGCCUAUACAACCUAACAUGUUCUGGCAGGCCUAUCUCAUAAUGUAAAAACAUUUGUUUCACUUGAUAUAACUUGCACUUGAGGCCACAAUCCUUGCAGUGUUUUUUGGCACUUUCAAAUCUGAUUGCUUUUUUUUUUUUUUUUUUAUGUUUGGUAGAAUUUCAGAUUUGAGCGAAGACGCAUGUAAGAAAGACAUAUUAAUUGUAUAGUGUUAUUGGUUUGCACAGUGCAGUUAGUGGUCUUAAUGUCCAUUUACAGAAAUACUUGAAGUGUGCUUUUCAUUUACUUCUCUGUAUUACUCUGCUAAUGGUGCCAACUGCUUCUUCUUUUUUUUUUUUUUUUAACACAGCUGUAAAGAUACUGACUAGAUAAAUAAGAUGAGCAGCUGCAAUAAUUUAUUUUAUUAGCUCUUUAGAUAGUUGCAUUAAAUGUCUCAUGGACUCCCAUGCAAGGAAUACUAGAAUUAGGGGUUUGUAUGUUGGCAGUAUUACUGUGAUUUCUCCAACACAAUGAAAGUUUAAUCUUCCUAUUAUGCUUAAAGAAACAAAAUGAAACACUGCACUUUUCAUUCAUAGUUAAUGGGAGCAAUCACUACUCUGGAAUUUAUACCACCGAAUGAGACAAUGGCAAUCAACUCUAACUCUUGAUAACUUUUUAUGUGGUGCUCUUUCUUUUUAAUGUAUUUUAAAACUUUAACAAUUAUCGAGACAGUCUCACCCCUACUGGACUGAAGCAUGGGACCUGUGGGACAAAACUAGACCGCAACAAUCAUAUAUAACACAACCCUGAAGCUGGAAACGGUACCUCCACGACAGGAGGCUGAACUCAAAUGACAGACUGAUACCUCACCACACUACUCCACACGGCAUACACACCCAUCCCAAUUCCCCUCCUAUCCCCUAUAAACGCUAUGUUGAGACAUCCAUAACCAUAUGUAACACAACAACCAGGGCCAUGCUAAGCUCUGCCCAGCCAGCACGACCCCAUGACGAGAAAACCCAUACUACACCAUUAAAAAAGAUGACACUAUGCACAAGACACCCUCACACCACAAGGUGCUGUUACUAAGGGAUAACUACAACUGUGCAAACCCUGACAAACUACUGUAUUCAAACUGCAAUGCCUUAUGUGAUGUUAACCCACCCUAUUUACUUUCUGUACCCCCACCCCUUUUUCGACAAAAUAAAAAUUUAACAAUUAAUACCACAAUCAAGUUUCCCCCGCAGCACGUGACAUCCAACCACCAUGACCACUUCUGCUUGGUGGAAGGAGUCUGGGUGUGCAGUGUUUUUCUGCUUAAAGCAUUGCACAUCCAGAGUUAUUUGCACUUGAGUGCUAGGGGCAAGUGACCCCAUCCGUUCCUCCAACACACGUGAUUGUUUGAAAAGCCUUUGAUUGGACCUCUGUGCAGCACUAUUCAUGUCAGUCAGGGAUGUGUCUAGAAGCGCCGCAAGCUUCUCCCGGCACUGGGUUAAGGUGAGUAAAGCUUAUUUUAAAGAAUAAAAUUAUGCCAAUAGGACAUUAUUCUAUCAUAAGUGAAAAAGGGUUGGAGAAACCCAUUAAGUUUACAAACUGGAGAAGAAACUAGAACAUGUUUCUAUUUUUCCUCCCUUCUUUAGUGACUUUCUAUGUUGACAGUUAGUUAAAAAGGGCAUAGCUUAUAACUGAUUAGCAGGGAGCCAAGAUAGAGCUGCCUAGUCUAAGGGUAGAUGUAAAUACCGUGAGCUGGAUAUCUGCAUUUAAUAAAGUUCAUACCACACAUAUGUGUUUGUUAAAUUCAGAUAAUAAGUAAGAAAACUUACAUCAUUUCCAUGUACCGGCGCUGGACCCGCUCCUGAUGCACCUCCUUGGCUGACAUAAUCAUAAUUGAUUUCCGACAAUUCAAUGCUUUCCAAAGGAAAGUAUUGAAUUGGCUCAGAUCGUCACGGGGCAGGGCCAAAUGCUGGCUUGGCCAAUCCGCAUCUCGAGCCACUGUUAGUAGAUCAGAUCAAUUACAUAGCCUUCAAUUCAUUUAUAUAUUGAAUUGUAUAUUAUACAAAGAGCAAAUACAAUUAAUAGAAGAUAAUUGGUUACAUUCAUAUAAUGUCAAACUGAAUGAAAUAAGGGGGAAGAAAUCAUCAGCAGGAUUUUGCCAUCACCUUAUAAACCGUGUGUACUUCUUAGUUUUAACUUAUUCUAGAUGUCUUCUUAUAGCCAUUGAUGGAAAUAUAGUUAUAGAUGUUUAAAUAUAAUGCCCAAAGCCUUCAUCGGACUUCCAAGUGGGCUGCUAUUACACCACCUUCGUUGAAGGUCUCCAUAGGAAUACUCAUGAACACCGGGUAUGAAUUUAACUGCAAUCGAGAACUAUAUAGUAAUUUACUGUGUUGCAAUACCACACUGUUAUUUGCAUUUAUAUCUUCGUCUAGGAUCAGCAGAAACCCCACUAGUAUAUUUUUUUUUGUAUGCUGGAUGUUAGAGGGUAUUUAGCAGAAGCCUUAAAGGGGUAGUGCGAGUGCAUCAUUAGACAUGCUUGUGCUACGAUAAUGACGCUAGGACCCUACAGAGAGCACUGAAACAGUGCUACCUGCAUUGCCUGCUUGACUGACAGGCAGCCUGGUAUGCAUUGCCAGGCUGACCAGUCGGUUCUUUGUGCAGUUCUGCUCCCUUUCUUAGGGAUUCCACCACACUGUGGAAGUGACAUGAUUUUGUAUCACUGACCUGCCCAUGAGCGUUCCACUGUUUGGGCAGAAUAAUAUUUGAAAAAAAUGCAUUUUUUAAAUUGUUGAUACAUAUAUAGUGAGUAUCCUUGACAGGGUUUUUAAACUAAACCAAAAUUGUAACUAAUUCAAAUCCAUAUGCAAAAUAUAGGGGGAGGGAGGAAUAUUUAAAAAAAAGGCUUUUUGGCUUAAGCACAAUUUGGCAGGAUUUUAAAAGCCUUCAUGUUGCCAUUUGAAUUUCAAUUUGCUUCAGCUUAGAAUUACCCAAUGAUUAUUCAAUGUUUGUCAAGAUAUGCUAACUAUGCUUUCAGGAUUAUCUAUUAACAUGUAAAUGUACAUUUAAAAAAUAAAAAAACUGUAAAAGUUAUUGACUUGGAGAAAUUUUCCAGUUUCACUACUUUCACCUCCGAGAGAAUCCGAGAGCGGGCACCCCCCAGGCAGUUGAUGUAUUGCACUGCCGAGACAUUUUCAAUCCGUAGGAGGACGCAGCAAUCUGAAAGGUGGCUUGCCAGAUUCCGACUUGCGAACGAUCCUGUAAUCAGUUUCAGGCAGUUGAUGUGGAACUCUGACUCCAUCUCAGACCAUGGUCCCCCGUGGAGCUUGUCGCCUUUAAAUUUAAUUUGAAAUCCCAACAGUUCAUUGUUUACAGCUAUUCAGUUGAUGAGCCCAACUUUCCAUGGAAAGAAUGAUUUAUUUUACAAUUAGAUAGUUAUUACAUUUCAUGUGUCAUGAGCCAAAAAAAAUGGCACAGUGUCAAAGCCUGGGCAACCCAGGAGCCAGUAGUGUUUGGUGUGAAGAACAGCUCAAAUGAUCAUGCAUCCGCUAUCUAUUUUACAUUGUGGAGUUCUCAGACCCAGAUCAACUAGAUCAGAUCAAUGCUUAAGUUAGCCUUUUUAAGAAACAUAUAGACCAAUAUACUCUCCGUGCCACAUACGAAAACCAUCCCCCAGAUGGGUCAACUUGUUUACAUACCAUUUUACCUGUAAAAAUGUUAGACUGCUAUUUCUCUUCAAUCCUGUCCCAGCUAUUAUUUUCUUUUCACGGUUCCAUUUUCACCACCACAAAAAGUAUGCUAUAUGUAAGAAUUUUUCUCAUAAGACUAGGCCUGAAUCCAGCACUUUAGUCAGGACACUCUUUUCAGGUAGGAGCAGCAUCUACAGCUCCUGGUAGGAAUGUUCCUGUCCAUAUAUGUAAAAAUUGGGUUGCAUUCCCAAGCCUGAAAUACAACUGGCAUUUCAAGAUUUAGUAGUCUAAUUUGUCCAUUAUUGUAUUAUGUUAGUUGUAAUAAAUUGUAGAUUAUACUAGCUUUAGUGUAACUAUAAUCUUAAUUUUAUUAGUGACAGGAGGCGAAUAUUUGCUUAAGUCUCUCUUUACUAGAACUCCACCUCAGCACAUUAACAUAGAGAGAAACAACCAGUCUCUAACCUAAUGCGCUCCGAAGGUCAAAUUCACCCCCGCCUAUGCCAACAACCAUUUAAUCCAUCGCGCCAGAGUAGGAGACGAGACUGGUUUGUGAGGUCAAUAACUGACCGGAACGAGAAGGGCGAAGGGGAGAGGUAAUCGCUACAUAACGAGACAGCGCCUUCGCUACACAGUUUAGGCAAGUCGCGGAAAUUUGGGUAAAAUAUAGCAGUCAAAUCCGACUUAGUACGUCUAGACACCCCGAAGGGGACCCCUUCCGAAGAGAUAGAAAAGGCGUCAACAUUGAAGGCCCGGACGUCUGAAACAUGUCUUAAAGAAAUAAGGCAAAGUAAGAGGGCAAAUUUAGCCGAAAGUUGAUGAAGGGAAAGGUCUUGAUUAUCAGGCCAAUCCUGGAGGAACGACAAAACCGCUCGUACGUCCCAGAGAGAGGAAUACUUAGGCAUCAGAGGACGAGGUCUCAUACCUCGGAGUAGUCUGCAAACCAGCAGGUACUGAUCAAUGGAAAGACCUCUAAGCGGUACGUGGGCUGCCAAAAUCGCCAGUCUUGCUACAUUAACCGAACGAUACGAGCGUCCCAGGUCAAACAGGUGUGACAAAGUUCAACACGCUGGUUACAGGGCCCGUAAAGGGAUUGGUAUCCCGUUCCAGGCACCAAUGACACCGGGAGCUCCAUGCUGACAAAUAGCAUCUCCUAGUCCCAGAGGAGGUCCUUAGCCUACUGUGAUAACGCCUCAACAUUCCAGGCUCCCCUGAAAGAGUCCAGGCCAGUUGGCAGUCUAUCACGAGGGGAUGAAGAUUGCCCCAGGAGUCCGACAGAAGCAUCAGAUGGGAUGACUGGAGCAGUGGAUCCUGAUGGGACAGAUCCAGGAGCUCUAGGAACCAGGCUUGACUCUGCCAUAGCGGAGUCAGUAAUACCAAAGACACACGUUGACGUCGAACUUGCCGCAAGACCCUUGGUAUCAUAGCAAAUGGAGGAAACGCAUAAGCUCCCUGUGACGGCCACACCUGAGCAAGCUGGAUCCGGGAGCCAGCUGAAGUAGGUCGGGACCUGAUAGUUCAUCCGGGAGGAAAAAAGGUUGACAGUGAACAAACCCCUCCGGUCUGUGAUCUCGAGGAAGAUGGGACGACAGAGUCUCCAAUCGCUAGAGUCCCUCGAAUGUCUGGAGAACCAAUCCGCCGUCAGGUUCGAUUCCCCCGGCAGAAACUCCGCCUGGAGGGUGAUGUUGCGUUGGAAGCAGAAGCUGUAAAUCUCCUUCGUCACCUCCGAGAGAAUCCGAGAGCGGGCUCCCCCCAGGCAGUUGAUGUAUUGCACUGCCGAGACAUUGUCAAUCCGUAGGAGGACGCAGCAAUCUGAAAGGUGGCUUGCCAGAUUCCGACUUGCGAACGAUCCUGUAAUCAGUUUCAGGCAGUUGAUGUGGAACUCUGACUCCAUCUCAGACCAUGGACCCCCGUGGAGCUUGUCGCGCAGGUGGCUCCCCAAUCCCAAAGACUCAGUCUGACUCUAGCACGAAAUCUGGAGUCGGACUGAAGAUCGCUUUGCCGUUCCAGGCAGACAUGUGAAGGAGCCACCAGCGUAGUUCGGUCUUCACAUCCGGAGAAAUGGGAAUCGCUUGGUCGUAGGAAGGUCUCUUGCUUAGGAAGCGAGCUUUCAGACGCUGCAUGGCCCUGUAAUGGAGGGGGCCUGGAUCGAGGCAUAGAGGAGACACACCUUGCGAGCCAACAUCCGUAGUGGGAUCCGGUCUAGACGCAGAAUCCUCCUUAUUUGCUUUCGAAUGGUCACUAUCUUGGGUAGAGAGAGACGCAGGACACAUUCUCUCGCAUCUUUACCACCUGAUAUGGAGAGAGAGCCAACUUCUCCCGGUUGACCACGAAACCCAGGUGUUCGAAUAAGGAGACCGCAGAGCGCAUGUGACACUUCAGUCUGGAGGACUUCUCGCAGAAGAUAGGCAGAUCGUCGAUACAACAGACGCCUUCUGAUCGGAGGCGCGCAAUCACCAGUUUCAAGAGCUUGGUGAAGCACCACUGAGCCAAGCUGAGGCCGAAAGGGAGACAGGUGAACUGGCAAGAUCUGCCCUUCCAGAGGAAACGGAGGAACCUGCGGCACUCUUCUACCGGGACCGAGAGGUAGGCGUCCUUCAGAUCCAGUCUCGUAAACCAAUCCCCAGGCUGGAGGAGGUCCCGUAGGAGAUGGGGAUGCCCUCCAUCUUGAAAUUAUGGUAAACUACAAAGGUUGAUCACCGGGUGCAAAUCUCCAGACCUUUUCCUUACUAGAAAAAUUGAGCUGAAGAAACCCUGCGUAUCCUAAGCCCACUGGACCGCGCCCUUGUCGAACAGGGCCCGAAUCUCUGUAUCUAUCAGGGACUGUUGGACCCUUUAGGAGACGGGGACCGGCGCAGGUCGAACCUGAGUCGGUGUGGGGAAUGAAAAUCUGAAAUAUCCCAGCAACGGUCUUAAGAACCCAUGCGUCUGAGGAUACCUCCCGCCACCUGUCCCUGCAGUGAAACAGUCUGCCCACAUGCAACAGGGAGAAAGGAGAAACGGCAGGAGUUGCUCUCACCUGAAGAUAGUCUUGCACGCCCUCGGGUUCGACUUCCUCUACCUCUGUCUGACCUCUGUGAGUAGAAGGACCGGGAAUGGUAGGACGGGAAGAAAGAUGGUCCAUGGGAUCCUCUGCGACCAGAAGGCCUGAAGCGGCUGGAGACUCGACCCCACUGUCAUCCAGCCCUGCCAAAAACCUGUGAAUUCUGUGGGCGAAAGACCCUCUUCAUGGAGCUCUAGACUUUGAUUCACAUGCUUAUGAAGCUCCUUUAUGAAGGGUUCCCCGAACAAAAACACGCUCAGCCAGGGGGCCUAAAUACUUCAACCCCAAUUCCGACAACUUGUUGUCCAUACGAAGGAUCGCCUUCCUGCGUUCCGUGGAGAGUGCCACAUUCGUAUUGCCCAGCAGGCAAAUCGAGCGCAGAGCCCUGUCCCGCAUGGAGGCCAGGUCCUCCCCUUAGAGUAGGCCUCGUCCCCAAGCAUGAGCAUCCUUGAUAGGGGGCCCAGCAUGUCCAGCAGUUUGUCCUGCGCAAGACGGAGGCUGUGCUUGACCCCUUUCUUAGGAUCCCGUCUGGUGCGUGUCAUGUACGUGACGACCAGGGAAUCUAAUUCCGGGGUCGCAGCGACCUUAUCCGGUAGUACCGGCCUGCGGCAUUCUGCCCGAAGUUUUCUGCGGACUUCCCAAUCCAGCACAAAUUGUGCUAAGUGGUCGGGUAGGGACCAUCCGGAGGACCUGGGGUGCUGAAUGGACAGAGGUUCGAACAGGUUCGCCCGUGGCGUCCAGGAAGGCGUCGUCCACUACCGUAAUCGUUGCCCCAGGCGUGGAGGCGUCUUCAGCUUCACGAUGCCACUUGGGGUCCUCUCUAUAAUCCUCGUCCCAAUAGUCUUCCUCCUCCGAGGGGUACUGGUCCGCCGCCAUUCAUUUAGAACGGCUACGGGUGGGAGGGGUAUGGAGACAUCCUCCCCCUGCCUGAUGGGCAGCAGCGCCUGGCUGGUGAGGCACAUAGCAUCGGGCCUUGUCGCUUCGCCGGAGCCUUACCCUUCCGGGAGCGCGGUUCAGGGCCUUCACCCCUCCAAUAGCGCUUCUGCGCAGUUCCCUGCUCUCUUCUAUGAGAGCCUGACUCAGCCAAGUCAUCUGCCGUUUGAGGGGUCCCUCUAACGCCCCACUCUGGUUGUGCUUGAGGGAGACCCCUAGCCAGGGCUUUUUCCACGGAGGCGGCCACCGCCGCAUUAAUCCUCGCCUGCAAUUUCUGCUCUUGGGUAGAAGGUUCCAUAGUCAGGGAGUCUUGGGCGAUGUGACACCUAGGAGCACAGAGGACAAGUGUCACCAGCAGAAAAUUGGGGCAGAACCCCAUAUAGUGGCAGCGGGAAGUAGGGUAGCGCAUACCAUGCACAAGCGUAAGCAUAUAGCACUAGGCCAUGCGUUCAGAGGCAAUGGCACAGACAAGGAAGGCCAAUCAAGGGGCACAGGCAAAGCAGUCCAAUCAGUGUGAGUAGAUAAUUGCCAGGCAGGGUAGGCCAGCAGUGAAUACAGACACUGGAGGGCAGUCCAGGAGUAAGACAUGCAGGAAUGUGAAAUCCAUAUAUAUUAAAGGAUCACUAGAGAAACAGAGAAAAGGGUACAAUCUGUGGCACUAAGAGGUUGCUGCUAGAACACACUAGUGGGGUCAAUCACAUAUAUCCCACAAAAUCAAGAAUACAGAACCACAAAAAGUGUGCAGCGCAUGUGUAGAAUACCCACAAAUAUAUUUCAAUUGUGCAUGCACCCCAAUAUCAGUAGAUAAUAAACCUAUACAUAAAAAAACAGGAGAGAGGACCUCUAGCAUAAUACUGCUGUAAUGCAGAAAUCAGAUGUAAUAGUCUAUCUGGUCCAACUCACAUUUUGUAGAGCCUGUUUAGGAAGAAAUUGGCUCAGGUAAAAUUGCUUUAAGAGAUGUUCUUGGGUAUAUUUCAACAGGAUGAAGCUUGGUCCUCGGUAUAUAAGAGGCACCGGAUAGGUAAACACCAGUUAGAGCAAUAAACAAGUAACAUUCAUUCAGAAAAGUAUAAAAUCUUACAUUCAAGUUUCUGUGAUGCCAUAAAAGAAAGCACAGCGCGUUUCAACGAUAGUAUUCAUCUUCCUCAGGUGCAGUAUUAAAAACAAGCUUCAUACACAUUUUAAAAAGCACUUUGGCGCGGGAAACAGGUACUUAGAACCGGCCCCCUUCGCCUGUGAGCCAAUCAGCUCUGCAAUUUUCAUUAUCCUCUUCAGGCUCGAGUGAUGCCGUGAUCGCUUCUCGCUAUUUAAGGGUUCAUGCGGUCCACCGCUGUCACUUCCUGGGUUUGCAUGCGUUCCAAGGCUUUCACUUCCUGGUUCGCAUGCGUUACACCUGUUUUAUAGAUGCGAUCCAAGUUCAUGGCAAUCUGCCUAUUAUAAUGUCUUAUGUGCCUCAUUGUUCAUAUGGCAGUCCAUACAUAUAGGUAAUCAAGGUGGCUCAGAAGGAUAAAAAUACAUAUGUGAACACAAAAAGGGACAAAUGAAAGAAAAAGAAUUAAUCCAACAUAAUAAAGAGACAAAUUGGACCCUAAAAUAAUUAUUAUACAAGGAAUCAAAAGUAAAAAAUAUAAGCAUCUGAAAAGCAUCAUAUAUAAUUAUACAUAUCAAAAUCCAUAUUUAAGCCAUUGGGAGAGAGGGUUUCCAAUUCAAAGAUCCAUUUCAUCUCAGUUUUAUUUAAGAUCUUUAAAUGGUCGCCCCCUCUCCAAGGCUUUUGUAUCCUCUGAAUCCCCAUAAAGGGCAGACAUUUUGUUUCACCGUUAUGUUUUUGAUUAAUAUGUGCAGAUACAGAAUGGUUAAGAACUCCCUUCUGCACAUUCACAGAUGUUCACAAAUUCUGACUUUUAAGGGUCUGGUGGUACAUUCUACGUAUUGUAAUCCGCAAUUAAGGGUUAAUAAAUAGAUUACAUUAUUGGAAUUACACGUAAUAAAUUCUUUAACAGCGAAUUCCUUUUUAGUCUUUUUGGAAUAAAAUUUCUCUGUUUUCCUAUUUACAAUUUUACUAGUGUUACACGCUUUACAAUUUCCACAGUUAUAAAACCCUUUUAACUUCUUUCCAUAUACGUCUUUGUUUUUUUAGGGGAUAAAACUAUUGGUUAGAAUAUUUUUGAAAUUCCUGGCACCUCUGUACACUAUUCGUGGUUUAUCUUCUACAAAUGUAAGGAGGUCUUAGUUUUGUCUGAAGAUAUGCCAGUGUCUUUUGAGAAUUUUAUGAAAAAUAUUACUUUGGGAAUUAAAAUCACAAAUAAGAGACUUGUUCUUCCUGUACUGUUUUAUCUUUUCUCUUGUAAACUAAAAGGUCCUAAUGAUUCAAUAAGCUGUAGUUGUUCUGGUGACUAUAGUGUCCCUUUAAAUACUAAAAGCAAGCUACAAGGGCUGGGAAAAAAAGGAAAAUUUAUUUUGGUAGGCAAGGGAAGAUCUGCUGCUGAUUGGCUGGAAUGUGUCUGCUGACUGUGAGGUACAGGGUCAAAGUUUAUGUUUAUGUUCGCCGUCCGCGGCGAACCGUUCGGGACAUCACUAACCAUUCUCUGACAAUCAAAUGUAUCUUUGAUUUUUAAGAUGUUUACUGGAUUCUGUAGACCCUUCAUCCCAUUAAAUUGGUUAUAGUGCAUGGAGUCCUCUGGUGUCCCUAAAUUCAGCCAUACCAAAUGACACUAGCAGUGGGCGCUGUGAUAGGCUGAAAGUGGUCAGCUGAUACUUUCAGCCAUUCAUCGCCACCCAUUGUUGCUCGAGCGAUGCUUCCUCGUUAACUCAAGCACCACAACGGGGAUGACCUAAUGGACUUGUUUAGCAGUAAAACGUUAAAAAUGGUUUAACACUCAGUGGAAGGAUGGCACCAGGAGGCUGCAGACAAUAUAACCUCUUCAAUGAGUUGAUGCAGUUAGUGUCCCUUUAAGGAUGGACAUCUGACAGCCACUAAAGCGGACAUCUCAGAUUCUGGCUCCCCAAGAUGAUGCUGAACUACAAGUUCCAUGAUUCCUUGAAACUUGGAACCAGACAAAUUUCUGAUAAAAAAUAAUGUUUUACAUUGUCUGAAAAAAAGACUGUAUCUUUGCACAAAAAAACCCCUUUAUUAAGAUGUCCCUUAAUUUAUUUACAUAAAUUUUAAAAAGCAGAGCAGUCAGGAUAUAACAUGUUUUAAGUCAGUGUGUUAAAAUGUGUUUCCAUUGUCAGAUUACUGAGUGAAUUAUUUUGGGUCCACCUUUGCCAAUUGAUUACAUUUCCACUAUUUUGUUCUCUUCACAUUUUUUUUCAGUUUAGCUUGAACAUAUUUUUCCAUUUCACUAUGACAUGUGAGUGCUCACCUUGAGGUGCUUGAAAUUUGUACCCAGUGUUGUUUUUAUCUCCUUUGCCCUCAUCUUUCAAUCUGACCGCACGCUCCUUGAGUUUGUUAGUGUUCUUACAGUCACUAUGCGCCCAUCUCUUGCCUGAGUCACUGUGCGUGUUUGGCAUCAUUUAUGUCUACAUCCAGGGCUGGUGUUUCUGCAGUGGGAGCACAGGAAAUAUUGAUGUUCUAUCUUAUUGUCUAAGGCAAAGAAAAUAUGCUCUUAUUCUCUCAGUAAUAGCCUCUGUGAAAUACAGCUCUUCCACAGCCUGGCAAUGAUGUUACUGUGAAAGAAAGGAGCGGGUGCUCUGCACAGGAUUUAUUGAGCUUUGAGUGGGAGCCGGGAAAUUCGUGUCACUGCUUACAGCAGCUUGUUCCGUGCCAGGUUUUGAUAGAAGCCUAGUAAACUACUUGCUCGAUUGCUUUGAGUAUUGUCUUAAAUGAACAAUUUGCACUGUUAAUGAUAAGCUACAGAUAAAUAUCAGGUAAACUAGAUGCUUCAAGUGCUCACUACAUUCUGGAAGCCACAAGUUAUCGUAAAAGCAAUGAAUUGGGUUAGCAAAUAUUAAAGAAUAAAACACUUUAAAAAAAUUUUUAUUAAUUCACGGUUAUGUGGCCUUACAAACCAAACAUAAUCGUCAUACAAGUGAAAAAAAGUGAAGCGCUAAAAACAUGCAUUUACAAUGUUCUUACCUUUAUUGCAAGGCUAAUACAGGGAUAUAGCCAAAUACAUGAAAUAGAAUAAAAACAUAAAGUGUAGAUGGUAAUGUACAUAUGAUCUUAAAAUAUGAUUAUGUCCACUCACAUGGGACUGAGUUUGAAGAUACUGGCUCAGUAAACAGCACUUCUAUUCCUUUUAAGGUAGCAUACCACCUCCCAAUGAAUAGAGUUCACAAUUCAAGGGACAUAGAAUAUAAAGAAGACUCCAAUAGUGCCAAAUGUACCAAUUUUUUUGUCAGAUAUUGCUUAAACAUUUUAACUCACCUUUUUUUUUUUUUUUUUUAAGAGCCUACAGAUUUAAAUGCCUGUUACCAAUUUCAGGGCUGGCAAAGACCCAAAUUACCUCUGGAACUGGAAAUCACACUUUGAACAUAAAGGGUGCUGGACAAUUUGAAAUUUAUUUUACUAAUAAAAUGUUAACGCAAUAAACCAUUAUAUAUCAAAAUAAAAACAAAACUAGUAGUGCAACAAAUAAAGGUCAAUGUGAUGUGUGCCAAAAUGCGUUUCGCUCGGUUUAGCUUCCUCAAGUUCAAAGGUCCUUCAAGUUCAAAUGCUGGCGCUGGGCUUCAUUAAAAAUCCACUGCAUAUCUUACCUACCUAGAUUUUAUUUUUUUAUUAUCAUGUCACCCCCUCGCCAGUUUCCUAGUACUCUAUGAAUGCACAUGAAUUGUAUCCCUUUUGGGCCUCCAUUGUUUAAAAUGAUGUGAGGCACUAUGGCCUUCAAAUUUCUUUCUAAUGUUCCAAACGUUUUCUUCUACACGUACAUGUAGACAAUCCUUUGUUCGUCACCUCAUAUUUAAAACCACAUGGACAUAUUAAAUAACUUACAUUUGAGAAGUGGCAUGUAAAUAAGUUUUUAAUAUAAUAUUGUCAUUUGCAUUACUAAACUUUGUGAUGUUUUUCUUUUUACUUUGUGUAUUUCUGCAGGCUAGGCAUGAGCCACAACCAUAAAAAUCUUUUUCAUUAUUUAGAAAUGUUUUUUGUUCCUUAUAUGUGAUUUUUAACCUGUAUACUACUUAAACUAUGGUCACCACUCAAUAUGACAAGCGUUUUUACCGAUAAAAACGAAUAAAGCACUGGGUCUUGUCUUAAAAUAUGCCAUUGUUUGUUUAUAAUUUUGCUUCUUUGUUAAUCAUUUUGAUUAUACUUGCAGAUUAUGGGUACGUCAUCCCCCAUAUCCUGUACCUGUGUUUCUUCUUAUUAAGUGCCUCUUGAUAACUGCCUUCAAAUCCACUAUAUCAUCUUUGCUACAAAAUUUUUUUUUGUUCUUUAAAUGAACUCUCAUCAGUACAAUUUCUCUUUAUCUUUAAAACAUUGGGAUUUGGGCAUUCCUUUCAACCAAGGGGGAAAAUGGCAACUAGAAUCCUGAAUAAAACUGUUCACAUCCAGUGCUUUAAAGUGCAUACUUGAUUUAAUUUAGAAACCAAACAACUUAACAAGUGCACUUGUUUUGUCAAAUGGAUGAACUCUAUUUCUGCUCUUUGUAGCAGUGGUUUGCAGCUUGACUUCCUGUCACUCUUCUUCUGGUACUGGCGCUUCAGCAAACAGAAGUCGACGUUACUCUUGCGCAUGCCACUUUAACAUUUUGGUUCUUAGUGUCCCUUUUAUCAUGUUGCUUGAUCAGGUUAUACAUAAUUUGUAUUAUGCAACAGCUGUAUUCCCUUUAUAUUUUGUUUUGUAUAAAUAAUUUGCAAAUCAAGUUAUUAUAAUCUAUUUAAAUAUAUCUGCUAUACAAGCAAAUCGGCUUCCUGUAUUUUGGCAAACGUAACCGUUACAAAUACAAAUGGAAAACCAACAUACCAUGCUAAGAAUGCAUUUCUGUUGUUAUGUUGACAAAGCAUCUAAUCAUAAUGUGAAAAAAAAAAGUUUUUCUUAUUUAUUUAUUUUUUUACUUCUUCCAGACGCUGUUUAUGGAGGUGAAUCUGGUUGAAUGUGCAGGUGAUGACCCAGAGGAGGCCAGUGAGAGGUGAGAUUUAGCAAUGCCUCAGUUUCCCAACAAGAUAUCUCACUGCAAAGCAGAGGAGUUUUGUUGUGCUCCAUUGAUAAAGCUUGGAAGACCUGAUCAGCAGACUGUCUGCUGACUUGUCUCUCUGGGAAAGUCCUGCCUUUAUCAAACUGGGUUUUUUCCCACGCUGUAUAUUGCAGGCACCUGGCAUCCAGCCAUGCUUCAUCUCUAUGGAGCACUAUGUUUUCAGUGCGAUAAUUUUUCAUGUUACAGGUGCACAUUUUUCCUUUACUUAAACAGCAUGCAAUAUUCUUGUCACUAGGGAGGCAUCUCGCUAGUUUAGAGAGGGCUUGGUGAAUUUAAUGUAAUUGUUCCCUUUUAAAAUUCAUAAAAUUAUAGGCACAAAAGUAACUUUAUUUGUUAUUUAGCAUUGCAGUUAAAUUAUAAAAUCACUAUCUAGUAACAUAAACUGUAUCUUCCUGGGACCUCAUUCCAGAAGUAAUAUUUUCAACGCCUCCUCUUAUUGAGCAAACUAAAUGGUUUAAGCUGUGUCACUGGAAUACAGUAUUGUUCUCACAUAAAGGGAGUACUGCGAAUAACAAUGUUUCAUUGUAUUUCUUAUUGGCAAACAGGCAUACAACUGUGAUAUUUAACACGUGAUUUGUGCGUCUUUCUUUAUUAAAAGAUUGAAUAAUAGCUCGGCAUACGUAAACAUUUUGGUGCUGUGAAAGCACAGUUAAAUUGCUAAAACAGGUCAGUUGCCAUUUUCCUCACAAGCUAUACACUGAACACAGCUGUUUACUUAAUUGCUAAAUUUUUACUUGGUUCGUUUGGCAUACCAGUAAAAGACAGGACAAUUUGGCUACAGCCACUACAACCAAAACAACGUGUGUGGCACCCCACAAUGCAUCCUGAAGUGGAUGCUAUUUGUUUCAUUUGUGUAAGAACUGCCUAAAAAACACCAGGGCCGCAACAUAAGGUUGCAAAUUUAACGCUCAGGGAGAUAUACCUCCUGACACCUCCAUUUACAAUUAGAAAUAAUGCGUGGCAGGAUUGCCCCCAUUAUUAUUUACAUUGACUUUUUUUUUUUACUCCAUAAGGUGCCAUCCUAACAUUAGGAGAAUGGACGGUGUAAAGUACAAAUUUAGCUUAUUUGCCGAUAAUGUGCUUUCCUUCCUCUCCUCUCAAUAUUCUUCCAAAUUCAAACAGUCCAUUCACACGUUUCCAUUUUUUUCUUUUUAAAACGCUACAUAUGUAAAACUUUGAACAAUUAAUCUUAAAACGACUCUCAUGGAGGAGGCGAGGCUUGAGCACUAUGGCGGCCGGUCGCAUUCCGAGUGAGUUCCUCUUUUAGCUCAUACAAAACUCACAUUUCUCAGCUACCUACACCCCUAUUUCAAACCUACCAGAGACUUACCUUCCUCUAGAGUUGACCGGAACACCUUUCUAGCAAGGGGGCAUUUUGCCUGUUGUUGCUCACCUCAGAAGGUACAGUGCGAACAGCGGGGGGGGGAGGCGGCCGCUGUCCUUGUCCACGAAGGCUUGUGUCCUCGCUGGGCCUCUCUGCUGCCCCGUUCCCACCCGCCUCCCAUAUCGGCUGCAAAGUGAGUUAUCCCGGUGCCUGAUGGGCCACAUAUCACAGUCUUGUGUGUCGUGGACAUCAACCCUGAAGCAAUUUAGUAAGGGGCUAGUGCUGACAAACAAGAUCCUGAUGACACAAGGCCUGGCCAUACACCAAUCUGGCCCAACGUAGCACUAUAAAGAAAUCGUGGACCGUGUAGAUGUGGUUUUCGACCACUUCCUGGCUGUCCUUGAGAAAUGGUGGAACCGUGCGGAUAAAGAUACCACUAGGCUGGCUGGUAAAAGGAGGGAUUAUGGAGUGAGGCCUAAAGUGCACCCCGCCAGCAACUCAACUAUCAAGCGGAUAACUGACAAGCUACCUUCAUGCCCACCUGGGCCUAGAGCCAACUGGGGAUCAACCCUAAUGCUCCAGCCAUACAAGCAGAUGCGCUCAAUCCAUACUCAACAACACUUCAAGCCUGACAGGGCGUUCUGUCUUCCUAAGGUGAAUUAAACUCAAAUAUAAACUAGAAGAAAUAGAGGGACAAAAAAAAGAUUAAUUUAAAAGCAAAGCCUGCAAAUGGACUGCUGCUUUAAACCUGAGCUGAUAGCCCCGUUGUCUGGGACCUUAACUCUUCAGUCUAUAUACAUGGAGAGGUAAUGAGAUCCUUAAAGAUCUCACUCUUUCCAGUUAGUGGUCAUAGUCUAACCCUGUAGCAAUCCCUGAUAUUGUGACAUCCGACUGACUCAAUCAUUGCGGGAGGACUUGGGGCUGACUCCUGAAUUGUUUGCGUUUGUGGCAGGGAAGCAUUCUCGGACACUUCAACAGACACUCAUCUUGACUUAUAUGAAAGUGCCAGUAUCUAUUGAAAUCUGCACUUUGUAAAAUGAAAAAAGGUCAAACUCUUCACACAAACACUUCAACGAGCUGAAGUGAUUUAGAGGUCUGGAAUGUCUCUUUAACAUUUGAAGAUGGGAUUACGGAGACAUUGAAUCUUGCAGGGCAUCCCAGUCAUAAGAGCAUACAUAGUGGACGCUUUCCACUGUAACCAGUUGCUCCAUUUUGUUUUUGUUUUUUUAGAGCUACCUGUACAACAUAUGGUCUUUUUUUGUAACCACUUUUCAAUUACACUAUAGCCGGACAAUUUUUAUUUCACAGUUCCUUGCUGCUCCCUAUGGUUUUAAAAAUGGAGAUAUUUUAAGUGAGGUGUUAAACCAGAAACACUGGAAUGAAAUUUGACAAGACAGUCUAAACCUGCUGCACUCUUGUCAAGGAGAAUGAUUACAGGGUUGUUGAGAUGUAGUACCAAAACCCUGCCUUGCAGUAAAAUGCGCCCCCUAUUGGACUAACUUUAUCGGUAACUUAGCAAGGCGCCAGCUGACUUGCGUGUAACCAAAUCCAUGAACAACAUAAAUAAAUGAGAAAUAUACUAGAGUUAAACUUGCUAAAAUUCUUAACUAUUCUUACUCUGUGCUGUGACACAAAUGUGUUUAUAGGGGGAAAUGGUGAAAGGUGCUCCCUUCCGCAGUGCCCCAAAUAUAAGACCAUCUUGCUGAUAUUAUUUUCAAAGAAUUCCACUAACUUACAGUACAAUAUGUAAGAUGAUGUUGAUUGCAAGGGCAUCUUCUUUGGUUACAUCUGGAAUAAACUGCAUAAUGUUUACACGUCUCUGUUACGAUCUCCAGAAUAUACUGACAUUUAUGAAUAAUUCUAUUAUAAACUCUGCAUUAUGAGGUACACCUGUAAACUAGUGUUUUCCCACACUUUCAUUUCCUUUACCCUCUCUUUACAUUUCUAUAUUCUACUCCCCUUUUUUGUAUGUACAAUUCACACCAUCCCCCAAAUGCCAUUCUGUUAAUAAUCUAUUGUUAUAUUCCCUUAGUGUUCCAUCCCUAAUUGAUGAAGCAAAUGGGAAAAGCCCAGGUGAGCAACACGAGGACGUCCAAGCAGAAGAGCAGGAGAUUACAGUUUGCCCAGGUAAAGUAGUAUGUUCAGUUAUACUUACUAUUCCCAAAAAUGUGUGUUUGGCUGUUCUUGGGUUAUUUUAAUGAAAUAGGCAAUACAGUUAUUAUGUUAUUAUGUUAUUUAUAUAGCGCCAACAAAUUCCGUGGCGUUUUACAGUGGGUGGACGAACAAACAUGUAGUUGUAACCAGACAAGUUGGACACACAGGAACAGAGGGGUUGAGGGUCCUGCUCAAUGAGCUUACAUGCUAGAGGGAGUGGGGUAAAGUGACACAAAAGGUAGGGAUAUUAUUAGACUAAUGACAGUUGCAAGAGAGGAAUCCGUUUAAACAAUUAAAACAUUAAAUGGACAAUGCAGGCUGAAAGCAUCUAUUUCUGACCAUAUCUUAUUAAAUGGACACUCCACUGCCAAAUAAACACUAUUUAGUAAACAUACCCAAAUGAAAACAUGCAUGCAUUAACCGCUUAACGCCGUUACGGCGUUCUAUGCUGUCCCCAUUAUAAUGGGCUUUAAAGCCGUUGCCGCGGCAUAGAACAACGCAACUGCUUUCUACCCCAGGAGCCUCCUGAUACUCACCUUCCCGGCGAUCCGGUUCGGGAGGACUGCCUGACAGCCCAGGCAGCCCUCCCCCUGCAAAUCAGGCCCCCUGUAGCUGGCUGUGGAUCAUAAAAAUCAUUAAACAUGCAAAAAUAAAUUUAAUGUGUGUGUGUGUGUGUAUAUGUGUAUAUAUAUAUAUAUGUGUGUGUGACGUCAUACGUAGUGUAUUUUAAUGUUAAUAUAAAUACAUAUAUUGGUAUUAAAAUACACUUGAAUGAAUAAGAUAUAUAUUUUAUAUAUAUAUAUAUAUAUAUAUAUAUAUAUAUAUAUACACACACGUAUAAUUACAAUAAUAAAUUAAAUAAUAAAAUAAAUUAAAUUUUUUAAAAUAUAUUUUAUAUUUAUAUAUACGUAUAAUUAAAAUAAAAUAUUUAAAAAAUUAAAAUAAAUUAGAUAUACAUAUGUAAUUUCAUUCUAACUGUAUUUUGUUAUAUAUAAUAUGUGUGUGUAAGAAAAUACACUUAGAAUGACAUUCUAUAUAUAUAUCUAUAUAUAAAAUACAAAUAACCGCAAAUAUAUAUAUAUAGUUACAUGAGUAUACACGUCGAAUUUAAAUGUGUGUGUGUGUGUGUGUAUAUAUGUAUAUAUAUGUAUAUUAAAAUUCUACAUGUAUAUUUAAGUUAUCUUUUAACAUAAUUAUGUGACUUAAUUAAAAUACGAUUGAUGUGCCUGACAACCCAGGCAGAAAGUGCAGAGAAUUUAAUUCGCAAGCACUAUAUUUAACCCUGUAAAUUUCCAAGACACCAUAAAACCUGUACAUGGGGGGGUACUGUUUUACUCGGUAGACUUCGCUGAACACAAAUAAGUGGCUACUAAAAAGACUGGACAUACACCACUUGCAAUACCUUGGAUUGUGUACUUUUGCAAAUGGUAUGCCAUCAUGGGGUUAAUUCUCAUUCCUGGGCUACCACACGUUCUCAAAGGUAACAUUACUAAUCUGGCAAAUUUUAAUGUGAAAAAAAUGUAAUGUGCUGUCUUUUGUUCUUGAUCAAACCAAGUGUUUGUUUAUUUGAGUAUCUGCCCCUGUCCAGAUUGUUUAAGAUAAGAUGCGUGCACGCGGAAGUAAAUCACACUGAGACACAAGUUUCAGGUUAAUGAAAAACUAGGAAAUCAGGAAUUAAAAAACUUAGAAGGGCAGCAAACCCAUUAUAAAGCAGAAAAGACAUCAUAUGCAAAACAUGAGAUAACUGAGAGUAUACAUCUUUAAUUGGUUAAGUGUCUUAUCUAAUGCACUUCCUCCAAAGUGUGAUGUCUCCAUCAUCUCGGGAUUUUGGUCGAUGGGAGGGGGCAUUCUAGCAGCCAUUUUGAGUGAAUACUGAAUCAGGUAUACGUGGUAAAUAGACAUUUUACCUAAUUUCUAUCCAUAACAAUUUGACCCUGUAACUUUCCAAAACACUGUAAAAUCUGUUAAUGGGGGGCACUGUACAACCCUGUGCAUUUUAUUGCAGUAAAAGCGAACAGUAUUAUGACAUUUACAGCUAAAAUGUCAGGCAGAACUACACAUUUUUAUAAAAAGUCUUAAUUUCUCACCAUUUAAAAAAAAAUAAAAAAUUGUUUUAUUCAUAAUAAUUUAUGUUUCAUAUAUGAGUAGUUCAUGAGAAAUGAAAGCCCUGUUUCUCCUGAACAAAAUUAUAUAUAAUUAGUGUGGGUGCAAUUAAUAUGAAAGAGGUGAAUUAGUUUUGUUUACAUUUUGUUUUGAUCUGAACGUGUACUAUUGAUUUCGUCCUGAAGGGGUUAAAUAUACCCACAAUUUUUAAUUGGGGGUAUAUUUAAAAACAGUUUGCAAAACCUGCAGAUCUCUUAUCUGCAGCCUUUACAAGCCCUCCCAUUCUAACCCCGCCCAGACUUUCUGUGGCUGUCCAAUCACUGACUUCUCAAUCAGAAGUAUUUAGAAAACAGGUCCUCUUAGCAAUUGCUAAUUCUUAAGUUUAGCUCCACUGAGGUAAACAAACCAGGAAGUAACAAGACCAUUUAUCUGCUUGAAAGCCAAGAGGGUGUGACCAGGCUACAUGCUUAUUAUUAUGCUUAUUAUUAUUAUUGCCAUUUAUAUGGCGCCAACCAAUUCUGUAGGGCUUGCAUACCCACUGCUCACAUAUUAGUAUGUCUAUGCUAAUACGCAGGCAACCACGAGUGCGGCAGACAUAAAAGUUGCCCAUGUAGGACUAAACUUUCAGACACUGCCUGCAGGUUUUCCUUUUUUUUUUUUUUUUUGCUUACAGAAGCAAGGUCAAUCUGAACCACUUAGAUUUUACCCCGUCUCGGAUAAGUAAUGUAUGAUACUGGGUCCGCUUCACUUUGAUGCACUGGUUAGUGAUACUUAUCCGGACUGGCAUGACAAUACUGUAUAGCCAACAGCAUCUUUAUUGGGAUUAAGUUCUAGCUUAAAUUUUAGCCACACAUAUGCAGGUCGGAAGUUCUGCUGUUACAUAAUGCCUGCUAUCACCUAUAUCGGAACCGCAGUGUAAAACAUAAUUUGCCCUGCUUUUGUAACAUCCCCCUGGACAGCCGUUUAAAUUCAUACAGCAUAUAUACCCCUCCAUUACAACAGCGCACUUCCCUUCCCGUUCGCUUAGCAAUACAUGUCUCACAUUAUAAAUACCUAACUUAAAUGUGAUUAUCUGUGAUGCCUUUAAGUAACCUUGAUUUUGUAUGCCCCUACAUGCUGAUGUAUGAUCUUGCUUUGUAUUGCCAUGUUCGGCCUCUGCGUAGGUUCAGGUUCAUAUGCACCUUUAUGUCGCUGUUCGACUGCAUUAUUUGCAACUAAAAUAAAAACCAUUUAAAACACCCUAAAAAAAAAAAAAAAUACUUUUACAUCCAAGAUCAAGGCUGCUGUAGUCUAACAAAGGGGUGGUGGAGCUUAAAGGGACACUAUAGUCACCAAAACAACUUUAGCUUAAUGAAGCAGUAUUGGUGUAUAGGUCAUGCCCCUGCAGUUUCACUGCUCAAAUUGUAACUAAAAUUGAUUAAGCUGUAAAUUGAGCACAGUUUAUUUCAGAGGAUACUUUGUACUAUAUGGAACACAUUCUGUAAAGAUUAUUUGUUUAUUAUUUCUCAUUAUGAUGCUUACUCAAUGACUACGCUAGUUUUGUUGGAGCAGAUUUUGGCAUCCAUGCAUAGAUAAUUAAUACUUUAAAAGUUAAAGGCAACACGUGUUCUGAUCUUCAUAUGCUUAAAGGAUCACUAUAGGGUUAGGAACACAAACAUCUAUUCCUGACCCUAUAGUGAAAAUCCACCAUUUUGGUGGCUAGCCCCCUCAGAAUGGGUUAAAAUUAGGGAUUAUUCUAGUCCUAGUGACUGAGUAAUCUAAAUUUUAUUAACGACAGGAGGCGAAUAUUUGCUUUAUCUUUCUUUACUGAACCUCCCAGCAGGAAAGAAAUAGUUAACAAUAAUGUAAAAAUAAUUCAACCAAUCAGAGUGUAUAACAGUAUUAUAUGAUGUCGUCAAACUCCUCCAAUAUCCUCUUUCUUGUUGUAGCCGACGAUAUCAGAGUAUCAACCAUGUAA
Pelobates cultripes (western spadefoot toad) is the source of this 50178-nucleotide messenger RNA. The record is from the annotation of a GenBank genome assembly. NCBI's taxonomy places the organism in Eukaryota, Metazoa, Chordata, Amphibia, Anura, Pelobatidae.